Pelobates cultripes (western spadefoot toad) is the source of this 71222-nucleotide messenger RNA. Lineage: Eukaryota; Metazoa; Chordata; Amphibia; Anura; Pelobatidae. The record is from the annotation of a GenBank genome assembly.
CGGGGCUUUGAGGAGUUUGCUGCCAGGCUCAGUGAAUACCGGUUAGGAAACGAAACCCAGCAGCACACUCAUAAUAAGACAAGGGAACAUCUCCUGCUAGCGGUGACCGUGCUAUAGAAAAACACCGGUAAAUCUGUCGACAGGUUUCGGCUACUGGGAUGUCACUGCAUCUGUACUGUCCCAUAGAAAUAAGCUGACAGCCCGCUGUAGAAGGGACACACAGGUGAUUUAUCUACGAGAACUGAUAGCUAUGCAACCAGCAAGGCUCAGUCCAUGCUUUUUUCCAUAAAUUAUACUUUUUUUUUUUUGUUGCAUAGUUAUAUAUCUUAAAUCUAAAAAAUAUGUUUGUUGACAACUGUAAGCAAAUAGUUUUCCAAGCAUUAUUGCUUUGGUGUAUGAAUGACAUUACAUUUAAAAUCACAUUUGUGAAUGUCUAGAUUUCCCGAGUCAACACCUACAUAUUUGAGGGUUACCCCACUGAGUGGAUAUUGGGGCUGGAUUUAAGGGCACAAUGUUUAGAACUCUGGUAUCUCUUGGGUUAAGUCUACCAAAACCAAAGCCCCUCAUUUGUUUACUACGUUUACCCAGAAACUUCGAAUAAUCGAUUUCUACAGUAAGUAGAGGUUCCAUAGCCUGAUUGUUCUGUUUAGUAAUGAAAACAUUUUAAAUUGCAUGAACUGAUAAAAUGCAAAAUUCUGUUGAGCUUGUUCUCUCAUUUAGUCUUAAACAAGGAAUUGCAAAGAAUUGCUAAGUAAAUUGCUAAGUAAACUUCAGCCUGUAUAGCUAAACUCGAAUAGAGGCUAAUUCUGACCAUUUUUGUAACAUUUAAAAUUCUGAACUUCAGUCAUUCAUUUUGAACCCCAAAAGAAUAUUUACAAGAUGCUUGGUUUAGUCUGUAGUGUCAUUAGAAUAUUGCAAGAUUGGAGUUAUUGAUAAAUUAGAUACAUUUGCUGCAAAAUAAUGUAAGAACUUUGGUUAUUGUCAAUUGAACAAAAAAAUCUGUCAAAGUACUUUAACACUACGUGUUCUGCAGUUAUAUUUCAGUGAAUAAACCCCAUUACGCUGAACAAGUUUUGGAUCAUAUCAAAGAGAAACUCUAACUUUGCACCUGUUAACAUGUGUGUCAUAUUAGUUACUGUACUGCACAUUUUUGUCUAUUCGUGAGAAACUGUUAAUCGAAUGUAUUGCAUAAGCACACCAAUGUAAACAAUAUGUUGUUUCCUUUUUAUUUUUUCUAAUGAUAUUUUGCACUCUAUGGAAAGAAUAAAAUAUACUGUUCGUAAUUUACAGCAGUUGUUUUUUUAAUUUUUUUUACUUUCACUUUUGCUUUACUGUGCAGUUAUUGAAAUACUAUGCAGUUUAUUUCAGAGAAGAAAUAAGAAGUCUUAAACUUAGUAAAUCCAAGAGAAACAAGUGGAUAAGGGAAUAAUAUUGGCACCAAAACCACGUUUGUAAUCAUGCUAGUUAGGAGUUAAAUCACUUUUGCUUCUGUUAAUGCAACCCUAGCAACACCUCACCUGACUCACACAGUCUCCAUGAAAAAAAAUGGUUUUGUUUUCAAUCAGACCUUCCUGAUCCUGUAGUGUAAAUUUAACCAAGAGAUACAAAAUUCUAAAUUAAACAGAAUUUGCAACAAAGGAAUUUCAAAGAAACUCUAUAGUCACCCAGACCACUUCAUCUAAAUGAAGUGGUCUGAGUGCAAUUUCCUUGUCAUCUUAACCCUGCAAUGUAAAACAUUAAAGGUUUUCCAAAACUGCAUUGUUUACCUACAGGGUUAACUCCGCCUCUAGUAGUCCACUAUACUGACAGCCACUAGAGGCUCUUCUGUGGCACAGACUGACUAAAGAUUGGUUACAUAAUACGGAAGCCCCAUAGGAAAGCAUUGAUUCAGUGCUAUCCUUUGGGGAAUGUUAAACGUGUGUGUGUGUGUAUUGGACUCUCACAGGGGCAGAUAGGUCAGCAGCUCCGAAGUAAAGCUUAAUUAUUUAUUUUUGCACUCGAGAGCUGUUUCGGAUAGAUAUGGCAGAUUGAAUUGAAUGAGACUUAAGGGCUCAUGACCUAUACAACAAAACCACUUAACAUGAAGUUGUUUUUGUGCUUAUAAAAUCCCUUUAAUCCAUAUUUUCCAUCAAUGUUCUAUAUCUGUGAUGCCAGAUAGAAACAAAAUGUGUAUUCUGAGUGAAAUACUGAAGCAGCUGUGCUUGCAUAGCAAGAAGAUCUUAUGUAGAAUGUGAAUCCAGAAACCUUUUUCCCCACCCCAGUUAGAAGAUAAAACAGCACCAGCUGGGUAAAGUUUGUGCCACUUCCCCAAGCAGUUCUAUGACAUUGUUAUUAAUAAAAUAUACACAUUCAAUUCAGAUAACUUGGAUGGAUACCAGCAGUACAAAAACCUGGAGCCUCAAAUAGUAUCAAUAACCAGUGUCAUGGAGAUGUAAUGUAGAGUGAUGGUUAGUUAGAAGAGUACAUGGCAGUUCUACAGACCAUAUCGGUAUAGAUAAACAUAUUCACUAAAGUGAAUUACAAAGUAAAGUUUAAAAUAGCUAAACUGGGCCUAAAUGCUCUGUAUAACUUUUACAGGGUAUUUCACUGAAGUAGUAUUCACAGUUUAUUUAAAGUACAUUUUAAAGGGAUACAAUAGUCACCAAAACAACUUUAGCUUAAUGAAGCUGUUUUUGUGUAUAGAUCCUAUCUCUGAAGUCUCACCGCUCAAUUCUCUGCCACUUCCAUUGGCUUUGACUGACACAGCCUGCAUGAGAACAACACGGUUUCAUUUUCAAUCAGAGGUAUCUUACUUUAAUAAUUUUUAUCUCCUACUCUGUAAAUUAAACUUUAAUUAAAAACGGGAUGCUCCUGCAGGGUCUAGCUAAAUGAAACAAAAUAUGCAAUAAAGGAAGUGUAACAUUACAUGACUCUUUACAGGAAGGGUUUAAAAAGGCUCUGUAAGGCACAUGCAGGAAGGUGUGCCUAAGGCUGCAUAAACAAAGUAUAUUCCUGCCUAAAUGGCAGAGAAUUGAGCAGCGAGACAACAGGGCCAUAAUAUAUACACCAAAACUGCUUCAUUAAAGGAACAAUAUAGGAUCAGGAACACAUAAAUUUAUUCCUGACCCAUCUAGCCCCCGUAAACAUAGUAAAAUCUUACCUUUAUUCCAGUCUUCUGCUGGUGUCACUGCCCUAAUCUGCCUCCUUUACUGAAAUCAUCAGAAGUGAUGAUCUGAGCCAAUCGCAAUGCUUUCCCAUAGGAAAGUAUUGGAUUGGCUGAGCUUGUUAAGAAGGCAGAUCAGGGGCAGAGCCAGCACAAGCCAAACACAGCCCUGGCCAAUAAGCAUCUCCUCAUUGAGAUGGAUUAAAUAAUGCACUAAAUGUCAGCACUGCCCCAGGAAGCACCUCUAGUGACCAUCCGAGGAGUGAACAGUGGAGGUAUCCUUAGGCUGUAAUGUAAACACUUCCUUUUCUCUGAAAAAAACAGUGUUUACUGCAAAACGCCUGAAGGGACUGAUUAUACUCGCCAGAACAAAUACAAUAAGCUGUAGUUGUUCCGGUGACUAUAGUAUCCAUUUAUAGUAUCCGUUUAAGCUAAAGAUGUUUUAGUGACUAUAUACAAGAGACAAACUUCUCACAGUCAGCUGUGAUUUCAGUUUGGCUACUCUGGCCUUAAAUUUAAAAUUAAUUUUGAAUUCUCACUUUAGUGAAUAACCUUGAUAAUUUUAAACAAAAUAGUACCCUCAUACCCGAAAAAUUAAGGGGAGGAGGAAACAAAAUAGAAAAUUGAAGGAGGGCUGGAUGAGUUUUGUGUCUGUAAUUGCUCUUCCUCAGCAGUUUCAGUGCACCUCUAGCUUUUUGUAUUGUGUAUCAUAGCAGCAGCUGGGACAGUAAGAUAAGCUGGGGUGUCUGAUCUGAUUUUGUUUUGUUAAAGGGAUGCUAGAGUCAGCAGAACAAUUACAGCUUAAUGUAGUUGUUGUGGUGUGUAUAGUCUUUCCUUACAUGCUUUUCAAUGUCAAUACUGCAUUUUCAUAGAAAAGGCAGUGUUUGCAUUACUGUCUAGUAACACCUCUAGUGGUUCAAUGCAUCUCUAUAAGGAGAUGCUGAUUGGCGCUGUGCAUGCUCAACAGCCUCCCAGUGCUUUCCUGUGGGAAUGCAUUGGAUUGGCUGAGAUCGUCAGAUCUGAUCUCCGCAAAAGAGGCAGAGAGAGGAAGGGCCAGCCGCGAGGAAAUACAUGCGGUGUUGGAAUAAAGGUGAGUAAAAUCACCUUUUACUUUGCUGACUGGGGCCAGGGGCCUAUACUGUGUUUUCAUAGCUAUAGAGACAGGAAUACAUAUUUGUAUUCCUGUCACAAUAGUACUCCUUUAAAUACAAUGCUAUAACAUAUUUUCACUGAAACUUACAUUUCUUUUUAUGGACUGAAACAGAAUAGCUUCUGUAUCAGCUGGUUAUAAAGUCGGAAUAUGCAUAUCGUUUUUACAUUGACCUGAUUAAUGCAUUUUUUUGUUUUGUUUUUUUUUAUUGCCCAUGCUCUUCCAGGUUUCCUGAUGUCAUUAAUUUUCAAUUGGACAGGUAAAGAUUUCAAUGAGUCGCACCUCCAACAUGUUAAUUUGCGACAUCUGUACUCAGGAAGUGUCCUCAGUGGAGGACAUGAAGAGUCAUAUGCUGCUAGCGCACGUGGAACAUGAAGUCAGUUGUCCUCUAUGCACAUUUUCUGGGUUAACAUAUGAUGAACUCCACUUCCACAUGCAAACUGCUCAUGAAGAUAUGCUAAACAAUUGGGACAAGGAUGUAAAUCAGUGUGAUGAUGUGGUACAACAAAAAGUCAGCGGUAGUAAUGUCUCAGGCGAUACAACAGCUUCAGACCUUUUUGCAGAAGCCUCUGAAAGACAUAAUGAUCAUAUGCAAUAUGACAACAGCCUUCAAGGCUUUCGAGAAGAUGAAAAUGAACUGUCUGAGGGAGACUUCUGUAAUUCAUCACUUUCUGAUUCAUCGAGUUGCACUGUUUCCAGUAGCUCAAACUCAGAUUUUAUGGCUAAUGCAUCUUGUUCCUCUUCUGUAGUAUGCAUACCUAAUUCAGGUUCAGUAAAAGAAAAGAGUGAAGCAUGUGAACUUCAGUUUGAUUUAGGUGCAUCAGCAUCUGUUACACAAGAUGAUGUUACUAUGCUACCAGAGUGUCCUUUUUGCUGUGAAAUAAAACCAUCAUUUGAAGAGCUUGAAUUCCAUGUAAGAACGGAACAUGCAGAUCUUGUAGACACACCCACUAAAGGUAUUUACUUCGGUCGAUGCAUAUUCAUAUUUUUUAUGUGUUUGGGUAUUUUUAUGUUUAUAUUUUCAUUGUUGUAUCGAAAUUGUUCUUUGUUCAUCAGUGCUACUAUAUGUAAUUCAGUAAUCUAAUUUAAAUAGUGUUUUUAGAACUAAACUUUUUAAAGCUAACUAAGUCAAAGUGGUAUUAUCCUGUAGGUUAAGACAUACAAGUCAAUGGGAUAUUGCUUUAAUUCCAUUUCUUUGUUGGCUCAGGUGGGAAAGAGGUUACCUGGUCCCUCCUGUUUACUGCUAAACUACAACACUAUUGGCCAUAUUUUUAAAUACUUCACCAACAGGGAACACACCUCUCUCAUGACAUGCUAUCUACAUUGUCAAUGGAUUGACAUCAGAACAGAGUGAAUAUCAAAGCAACUACCGCUGAUUUGCUACAAACAUUCUAUGGCUCUUCCUGGUCACUCUAUGCCGCAAAUUUAUUGAGUGAUAAGGUGGAAAGACAAUACUUUUAUGACAUUUUUUUCAGGGAAUUCAAUUGCUUGCAUUACAAAUGCCUGAAAUAUCUGUGUCUUUUAUUUUAACUCACUUUAUGUGUACCAAGACAGAUAUUCUAAAGCAGAAACUUGUGUGUAAAUUUGAGAUUUUCCUCUAUCUAGGGAAAAAAAGAUUUUGGAAUUUGGAUAUCUUUCUUUUAGAACCUCUUUAUGUAUUGCUAAGCAACAAUUUUCUUCAGGAUAUUUUUCUGUUAUCUGAAAACCUUUGUCAACUCACUAAUGUGUGCGAAAAAGAAAAUCUAUGGAAGCUAAUCACCCAAAUUAUAUUGAAAAUAUUACAAUUUGACACAGAAAUUGUAAUGUGAAAGUUGUAGAUAAAUUCCAAUUCACUCUUUAGAGAGCAAUAUAUUUGCUCAUUCUUAACCCCUUAAGGACCAAACUUCUGGAAUAAAAGGGAAUCAUGACAUGUCACACAUGUCAUGUGUCCUUAAGGGGUUAAAGGUAACGUCCAAGUGCCAUAACCAUCACAGCUGUUGUAGUUUAUAGGAUGGCUAAUAAACUGUGGGCACCAAGCUUCAGUUCUGUUUCAGGCUAUUUUUUUCAGCAGGUUUGAAGAAAUGUGAGUCCCCCAGUAACCUGCAGGCUGGCUACUUGCUUGUUGUAUUGCUUAUGUAGAAUUUUUGUUUUGACAUUAGCAUUAUUAAUAUUUGGGUGGUUGUGGUAGGCUGAGAAAAAAAAAAAUAGAUAAAACAUGCCAUAGCUCAUGUCACGAUUGCUAUGGGAACAGUUUAUUUUGUCUAUAUUUGUGUGCUAGAAGAAACAGACCUAAUUUAGCGUCCUACAGAAAUAUUGAUUGCCAGUCACUAUAAAUCACUGAGGCUGGGGAGGCAAACCUUGACAUCAUAAAUGUUUUUGAGUGAAGUUUCCUGUGAUGCUCAGCUGUCAUAGGAAGAUAAAUCUCUAAGGUUAAUUGAAUUUUUCUAGUGAUACGACUUAUUAAAUAUUUUCAUUUUUGAAUGCAUAUUUAAAUGUGAAAGCUUGAGCAAGAUCCACUUUCGUGCAUUUUUAACACCUUAAGGUUACAUGCCUUUUAUUCCAUAAAUUUGGUCCUUAAGGGGUUAAUCCUUUUUAACCCUUAUGCGGAAAAAGUGACUACUAUAUGUGUAUUGUUUUCUUUUGGGUUUUUUUAGAACUCAUUUGAUUAAUUUAAAAAACAGACACUGAGUACUUUUAUGAAACUCUUUGAUACAAUGUACAGCAACCACUCCCUCUAAAAAAAAAAAUUAACGAAUUGAUUUGCAACACUUUUUAAAAAUUUUUUUUUUAUUUCUAAUUUGUUAGAUUGUAAAAAGUAUGAAUGUCCCAUGUGUUCAUUGGUCUGUGCAAGUUGCCAAAUUCUUGAAGAGCAUGUAAACCUGCAUUUGGAGGAAGGAAGCCGCAACGAAGGUAGCUAUUUUAUAAUGCAUUUUUCAACUGUAAAAUUAUUUUUGCCAUUUCGCAAUGUAUGUCACACAGAAUGCAUUGAUUUUGUUUAUGCACUAACACAAAUUACUAUCUAAUGAAUUUUACAUGCUUUAAAAAAAAUUAAACCAUAUAAAAGUAUUGUGCUUAAAAUGUGCAAAUAAAAAUAAAUUAUUGAUAUAUCUAAAAAUACAAGAGCUGUUAUACAGACUGUUUACUUGCCAAUCUGCAAAAUAAGUGCUUUAUAGUACAGGCUAUUAUUGAAUGCCUUAUUAAAUUUCUACAGUAAUAGACUCACAAUUCCCAGACCACUUUUAACUGGCUCUAGGUAUAUUGGCUUAUAUAUUCGCGGGAUGUGGUAUAUAUUCUCCUUCCCAUAAACAGAAAAGAAAACAGAAAGUUCCAAUCACUAUUACAAUAACUAAAUGGACUGUCUUGUAUAUAUGCACAAGUCUAAGUUCCAUUUUAUCGAACUUCCACUUAGCCUUUUACGGUCAACCUAUUUGGUCUUAGUGAAUGUGUUCGUCCACUUAAAAUUGACUCUGUUGAAUGAGACAUCUGAGCCUCUCAGGAAACAACAUUUGGGUGCAAAGUUCUGCAAGCAAUGGCCAGAUUCCAGACCAAUAAUCACAUCUUAUUACGCCACUCUUGUGUUAAUGCCGCUAUCCAUAUUGAAAAAAUAAAUUUUACUUACCGUAUAUUUGCUUUUCCAUAAGAUUAGUAACAGUAUUGGUUACAUAAAUAUGUAUGUAUAUAUAUAUAUAUAUAUAUAUAUAUAUAUGUGUUUAUAUAUAUAUAUAUAUAUUUACAUUUUGGCAUAUUUGUGUUUUUUCAUAUCUAGGGAAACUGUAUAGUUGCUUGAUGUUAUAUGUAGUGGGAGGAGGAUUGUGGGAGGUUCUGCAUAUUUAAAUGUCUUUAUAGUCCCUACCUGUCUUUUAAUAAGUUGCUUAACUCUCUUGUUCUACUUCAAUUAGUAAAAUUUAGUGGGGUGUUUUUUUUUUUUCCUACAUUGUCUUGAUUAAAAUUUAAUUUAAUUGUAGUUAACAUACAAUUUUAAAAUAAUUUUCUUUUGUUACAUAACAUUGCAUUUUUUUCUUUCCUUCCUAGAUUUGGCAGCUAAUGCAUGUAGUGAUCUAUACUUGGCCAAACAACUCCAGUGUGAGGAAGACAAACGACGUAGAGCAGAAGAAUCACAAAAAGAAAAGGAGGAAUUUCAGAAAUUGCAGGUUCAUUGCUCUUUGUGUUCUUUUAGCAGGUUCAUUUGCAGGUUUCUAGUAAAUCCAGAGGCUUAUGUGUUUUGUUAGGGGACUAUGCAUAACGAACAUGGUUUGUGUGUGUAUAUAAAUAUAAUAUAAAUAUAAUAUAAAACAUACAAGAGCCAGGGCAAUCAUCCACUAAACAGCAACUUCAAAACUCACAGAAUGUAUUAGUUUUAUUUAAAAUCAUCUAACCUAGACAAAAAUAAUGGGGGUUUAGUUACAGUUUUUGGCAGGUUAAAGGGAUCCUAUAGUGCCAGGAAAACAAACAAAGCUUUUCCUAUAAGGUUAAUAUCAUUUUUGUCGAAUAAUAUUUUUAUGAUUUCUAAUUGGAAACUGCUUCCUGUGGAAUCCUGCCUUGGAGAGGAGAAUCCCUAGCGCUCUGCUCAAUGUGAAUUGUUCUAUAUAGGGGCUUAUUUCAUCAUGUGCUUAGUUUGGAUGCACUAUUAAUGUUGUCUCUUUUUUUUUUUUUUUUUUUUUUUUUUUUUUUUUUUUUUUUUUUUAAUAGUCUUUUGGAUAGAAAUUUUGUUUUAUCUUUGGUUCUAUUCAAUAAAUUUGUGUUUAAAAUAGUUCCCUGUAUCAAGCAUAUAUUUCAUCAGGGUGCCAGGUCCCCCUAGUUUUAACCCUGCAGCUGUAAACAUAGCAGUUUCAGAGAAACUGCUAUGUUUAUAUUGAGGGUUAAUCCAGCCUCUAGUGGCUGUCUCCAUGACAACCACUAGAGGCCGCUUCCGCAAUCCUCAAUGCAAAAAUCGCAUUGAGGACACGCUGGACAUCCAUAGGAAAGCAUUGAGUAAUGAUUUCCUAUGGGCGGUUUGAAUGCAUGCAUAUUUGGAGCUGACGUCGGCAGGGGGGAGUAGAGGUCACCAGCGCCGAGGGAACCCUGCACUGGAUUAAGGUAAGUGGCCGAAGGAAUUUUAACCCCUUCAGCCCAGCGGGAGGAGGGCCCUGAGGGAGGUGGGGAUAUAAUAACCCUAUUGUGCCAAGAAAACUAGUUUGUUUUCCUGGCACUAUAAGUGCUCCUUUAAGCUAGCUACUAUAGCUUGGUUAAAGAAGAAUAAUAAUCUAUUGGGAAUGUUGUCUUUAAACAGAGUUCAUGACGAAAAUAAAACCUUUUGGUCACAGUGUCUCUUUAAAAUUGUUAAAUUUAAAUGCUCAGUUGAUCAAUAUUGUUGCAUGAACAUACAAUUUCACCAUAUAUUAGUUUGUUUUUUCUUUUGAUUUCAAUUUAACACUUUUUUUAAAAUUUCAUUCAACAGAAACAGUUUGGUAUGGACAAUUCUGGAGGAUAUAAAGAGCAAUCUUUGCAAAAUUUAGAAAGGGCUGUUGCCAGGGGAAGAGUACAACCAAUGGAGUUUCACCUACAAAGAGUGCAAAUGAUGGAAACGUUGGCUACUGGUGUAGAUGAUGGUAGAACAAAGACUUCAGGUAUAUGACAUGGCAUAUCUCAUAUAUGAAAAUAUCUGCUCAGAGGUAAAAAGUAUUAUUUUCUAAAAGGAACAGUUUAAUAAAAAAAAAUUAUAUAAUUUUUUUAAAACAGUUUCAUUAUAUGUUUGGAUUAUUGUCCUACCCUAAACAGCCGCCACACUGCACAGCCGGUGCCUCCUCUAGUAAAUCUAUGAAUUGGUUGGGCACAUACAGAUUCUGAUGUUGGCAUACUUUGCAUGCUGACGGCAGAUGUCAAAUAGAUUCAGUUAUUGAAGCUGUUUGUGUCAAAAGCUCCUUAUGGCUCUCUGAUAGCUAUUAGCAGAUAUGGACAUUGCACAAAAACUACAGCGUUGCUUCUCAGAAAGCGAACUGUUUUCCUUUACAAGGUUGAAGGAGAAGAGUAUAUAUCUCAAAAUCACUCAAUUAAAGUGGCACUAUAAGAACCAUAACACAAUUGCUAAAUGUAACGGUUCUGGUGCUUAGAACCACUAUUGCUUAAUGUAGUGGUACUGGUGCUUAGAACCAGUCCCUUCAUCUCUAGUCGCUGUCUAAAGAUGUAUUUAUUAAUUUACAGGAAUUUUUAUUGAGGGAGGUUUUAGGACCUUUAAUUUGAACGGGAGGGUGAACUUAUGAACAGUUUUGAGGGGCAUGGACAAUGGCGUUUCCACCCUGUCAUCUUGUAUUUAACUAGAGCCCCCAUCUGCCGCCCAUGGAUGGGGCUGUAUGGAACUAGAAAACUAGAUUAUCUACCAAUACGUGUGUUCCCCCCCCCCCCAGCUAUUAUAAUAAUAGUGUCCAACCAUUUCCCAUGUGACACUAAGUUCCCGUAAUGGGGAUGGGGGGGAAUAGGAUGUCCCCAGUCCUCUCAUUUGUUAUUUAUUUAUUAUUUAAUCUCUCCCACAUGCUGGCCAAAGUUGUAUGUUCAUCCCCAUUAUUUAAUUUACAUUCUACCACCCAAUACGGAUGGGUGGGGGCACGGGCGACCCAGGUCCUACUUGUUAUUUCACAGUCACAUUCCUUUUAGGAUGGGUAAUUUCUAGAGAAUGGGCAGCACUGUGUGGCCAAUUUCCAGUUUAUAUUUACAGUGAGCAUCCACUGGCUGCUCAUUGUUUAGUACAGUCAUAGGCAACCUUGGGCACUACAGAUAUUGUGGACUACAUCUCCCUGUUGCUUUGCCAGCAUUACGGGUAUAAGAGCAUUAUGGGAGAUGUAGUUCAUAAUGUCUGGAGUGCCAAAGGUUGCCUACGCUUGGUUUGGAAGAAAAUCCUCCACCUGCCAAGUGGGGACAAUAAGGGAUGUUUUUUAUACUUUACCUAUUUAAUGUGGCAGUUGGCUUGAAGCACUAGCCAGCUACCACACCGUUAAAUAAAGCUUCUCAGCACAAGGCAUAACAAUUUGUUUGCUGACUGCUAGCUCUGCCAGACCUGCAUUUUAACAACCCAGGUCCAGAUUCGGAGUCUUCUCUGCAAAAUCCAGACAUUGGUAAAUAGUGUAAACUGUCUCUAGAUUUUGCAUUCCAAAUGGCAUCGUACUCAGUCGGAUUGUUUUGCUACAUUCGGUAUGGUGCCCAUUCAGAGUUUAAUAAAUAACUUAGUCAAGUUUUCAUAUUUUUAGUCUGUAAAAUAUCCAUUCUUAGAUUGUCAUGCAAUUGCAUUCAUGCUUUGUGGUAUUUGUUCAUCUAUUAUACUGUAAAGUUAUGGAGAAUUUUCUUAUUUUAUGUACAAUGGUUUGUCAAUUUUUGCAAGCUUUUGUUUUUUCAAUUUUGUGUAGGAGUUCUGGAUGCUCUGUGUAGAUAUUAUAACAAUUCUGCCCCUGAAGUGAAUUGUGUCUGGCUUUGUUCAAAUUUGGACCAUUUCAGCAACUCUCCAGGAGAUAAAGGAUGGGGCUGUGGUUUUCGAAAUUUUCAGAUGAUCCUUUCUUCUCUACUGCACAAUGACACCUUCAAAAACUCUCUACAAGGUAUGAAAAUGUUAGACCCAAAUUACCAAACUAGAAGCAUAGCUGACUUGGUGAAUUUUUAAAAUUCAACAAUUUUGGCCUUAAGGUUGCAAUUCACUUUGAAUUCUUAACAAUUUUAACUUUAGUAAAUAACCCUAUAAGGACACCUUCACGUAGGAAUUUUUUUUUUUUUUUUAAACUUCUGUUUUCUAGCAACGUAGAAAAGGUUUUCACAUGUCUUUGUUUAUUGAAGUUUUCAUAUAGCAUACACUAUACAGUAUAUAAUGCACGUAACAAUAAUAUGUUGAAUUUGUAACAUAAUGUGUGCAGUUGCAAGAAUCAUAACUUUGGCAUCCAAAUUAUACAAUAAAAAUAACAUCGGCAUCCAAGUUAUAUAAUACCAGUGGUAAAUCAUUCAUAACAUUGUACAAUGGAAGAACAAAAUUGGAACCAAGAUAUUUGGCUUAACAACCAUGAAUACAGUACGUCCUACCUAGGGUGGGCAGCUGACACCCAACUCAACCUCCUUUAAAACUAAUGAAGGAGUUGGGAUAUUAUAUCUUCAUUCUUGGGAGACCUUCGUAUCUGUAACCUAAUGUGUUGUGCGGGGUGAUGUGUACUAAAAUUGUUCUAUGACAACAGUAUUGGGGUGCUUAACUCAUCGGUUAGUGAUACUUCUACCACGGUCGGUGUGUUGUGGUUCGUAGGAUCUCAAGCUCCUUGUUUACUAUCAACUGCUCUUUUUUUGGGUUAUAAUGUAACUUAUCCGAGUUAUAGUUGGACGUUUUCGUUUAACUCAACUGCGCACUUACAGGUAAUACUCGAAAAAUUUGAAUAUCGUGCAAAUGUUCAUUUAUUUCAGUAAUUCAACGUAAAAGGGGAAACUAAUAUAUGAGAUAGACGCAUUACAUGCAAAGCAAGAUAGCUCAAGCCGUGAUUUGUCAUAAGUACAAUGAUUAUGGCUUACAGCUCAUGAAAAUUCCAAAUCCACAAUCUCAGUAAAUUAGAAUAUUGUGAAAAGGUGCAAUAUUCUAAGCUCACAGUGUCCCACUCUAGUCAGCUAAGUAAGCCAUAACACUUGCAAAGGGUUUCUGAACCUUUAAAUGGUCUCUCAGUCUGGUUCAGUAGGAAUCACAAUCAUGGGGAAGACUGCGGACCUGACAGUUGUGCAGAAAACCAUCAUUGACACCCUCCUUAAGGAGGGAAAGCUUUAAAAGGUAUCAAAGCACAUUAAUAGAAAGUUAUGUGGAAGGGAGAAGUGUGGAAGAAAAAGCUGCACAAGCAGCAGGGAUUGACCGCAGCCUGGAGAGGAUUGUCAGGAAAAGGCCAUUCAAAAGUGUUGGGGACUUUCACAAGGAAUGGAUUGAGGCUGGAGUCAGUGCAUCAAGAGCCACCACACACAGACGGAUCCUAGACAUGGGCUUCAGAUGUCGUAUUCCUCUUGUCAAGCCGCUCCUGAACAACCAACAACGUCAGAAGUGGGCUAAAGAAAAACAGACCUGGUCUGUUGCUCAGUGGUCCAAAGUCCUCUUUUCUGAUGAGAGCAACUUUUGCAUCUCAUUUGGAAACCAAGGACCCAAAGUCUGGAGGAAAAAUGGAGAGGCACACACUGCAAGAUGCUUGAAGUCCGUGUGAAGUUUCCACAGUCUGUGUUGAUUUGGGGAGCCAUGUCAUCUGCUGGUGUUGGUCCACUGUGCUUCAUUAAGUCCAGGGUCAACGCAGCUGUCUACCAAGAGAUUUUGGUGCACUUCAUGCUUCCUUCCGCAGACGAGCUUUAUGGGGAUGCUGACUUCAUUUUCCAGCAGGACUUUGCACCUGCCCACACUGCCAAAAGCACCAAAACCUGGUUCAAUGACCGUGGGAUUACUGUGCUUGAUUGGCCAGCAAACUCGCCUGACUUGAAACCCAUAGAGAAUCUAUGGGGCAUUGCCAAGAGAAAGAUGAGACAUGAGACUGAACAAUGCAGAAGAGCUGAAGGCCGAUAUUGAAGCAUCCUGGUCUUCCAUAACACCUCAGCAGUGCCACAGGCUGAUAGCUUCCAUGCCACGCCGCAAUGAGGCAGUAAUUGCUGCAAAAGGGGCCCAAACCAAGUACUGAGUCCAUAUGCAUGCUUAUACGUUUCAGAGGUCUGAUAUUGUUCUAUGUACACUCCUUGUUUUAUUGAUUGCAUGUAAUAUUCUAAUUUACUGAGAUCGUGGAUUUGGGAUUUAUGAGCUGUAAACCGUAAUCAUGUCUUAGUGUCUCACAGCCUCCCCAACAUUGCCAUAACUUACUGAGGGCUACUUCUUUUCAUUUUAGUCUAAAUGACAUUUGCUUAUAAUGGUAGCUAGUGUCAACCCUUUUCCAAAACUCCAGAUGUGAAGGUACAAUAGCCUCUUUCCAGUGACUCGCUAUUAGGGAUGUGCAUGGGAAAAAAAAUUUGUUUUGAUUUGGUACUUCCAAAAUUCGGCGGUUCGGUUCAGCACUUCUGAAAUUCGGGACUUUGGCAGUUCCCUAACCCUAAACCAACCAUAACCCUAGUAGGGUUAAGUUUUGGGUUAGGGUUAGAUUCUGCAUUUGUGAGAGCAUUAUAACUUAGGGACAACAAUUUAAUGGGUGUUUUUUAUUUGCCUGUGCAGCAUUAGCAAAGGGUGUCAGGUGGGAGUCAUCUCCAAUGAUUACAUGGAGGUUCUAUAGCAUAUGCUUGACUCGUAGGUAUGUAAAUAUUUCCCGUGGGGGAUGGGAUAGUUCUGUUGGUAAAGCUUGGAUUGGUUUAAUCCUUAACUUGUCAAAUAAUGAACCCACAGUGGAAGCUCCACCCUCUAUCCAUCUGGUCAGUGGAAUAUCUUGGGAAAGUGAUGCGAGAGCAUUGGAGGCCAAACUGCUCGGACCUAACAAACUCUGCGACCAUUGUUUCCAUUUAUUCAAUAAUAAUUUGGUGGUAUUUAACAGCAAGUGGUGGAGUUUAUACGAUGUGAUGCAUGCUUCUUCCAUGGGGAGCCACACAGGCACAGCAGCCUGUGUUAAUACUGAUUUGCUGCAUGCCAGAAUUGAGGCUUUGUAGUAUAGUUUAGUGUUUGGGAUGCCCAGGCCACCCUUGGUAGGGUACAACCAGGAUAGGCGAGUUUAAACUCAUUGAACAGUUUUGUGAGAAAUUAGGUUAAUUUAGCCUCCAUUUGAAUAUAAAAGUAGUUAGAAAACCCAUCUGUUCCCGGGGCCUUAUGCUUCGGUAGAGAUAGUAUAGCUGUGCGUACUUCCUCUUCAGUGAAAGGACUGUCAAGGACCUCAGAUUGUUGUUGGGUUAAGCAUGGUAACUCUGUCGUUAAGGAAUUGGAUUAUGUCUACAUGGGAUGGCUGGUAAAGUGAGGGAUCUCCUAAGUUUUAGAGAUUUGUGUAGUAACUAGCAAGUUCAUUUUCUAUAUCUGUAGGAUUGAACAGUUUAACAUUCUGGCUUGACAUUAUGUAUGGGAUCUUAGUUUGUAGGUAUCGAUUCUAGAGCUUAUUGGCUAACAGUCUUCCUGCUUUAUUGUCUUGUGUGUAGUGUUUUAAUUUGAGGGCCCUCAAUUGCUUCUCUGUCAUUCCUGUUUCUAGAGCUUUUAUUUUAUGUUUGAUAUUGCUAAUCUGUUUUGAGAGGCGUCUUUGUCAAGCAAGGCUUCAUUCAGGGGCGUGAUCGGACCAAGUACGUUGGCAUAUAGAGACGUCUUUCACAUUAGGACUUUUGUCCACCAAGCACAUAUCUAUCCUGGAAUAGGUUGAGUGCAUCGGAUAGAAAAAUGUAUAGUCUCGUUCUCUGCUGGACAAAGGCUUCACCAGGAAUCAUAAAGAUCAUAAGUGUGGAUUAAAUGGGAUAAAGAUUGGCUCUGUGAGAGCUUGGUAUUCUCCCCGACUCAUCUUUAAAUUGGUCGAGCAUUUGGAAUACCCAGUCAGAGUGGAAAAAUAUGCAUACACCUUUUGAUUUGUGUGGUGAUUGCGCGUGGAAUGCUUGGGUGUCAUUUUUUUGGUGGAAAAGGAUAGGUUUGCUUGCACCGAAGUAAGUUUCCUGGAAGCAGAUUAUUGCAGUUUUGGAUUUAGUCAUCUACCGGGCAGCUUGUCUUUGUUUAUAGGGGCAAUUAAGCCCUUUCACAUUGAGAGGCAUUUAAACGUGUUCUCUGCCAUAAAUGUAAAUGUAUGGUGAUUCGAAAGACCUGUGCACCACCGAAUUGAUUAAGGAAAUACGCUAUGUGGGCAGAAUGUAAAUAUUCACCAUGUUCACGUUUGUUCUGGAGCUUGGGCAUAUCGGGGAGAGUUGGGAGAGAACUAAAAACCAUGGGACAAGGGGAAAGACAACUAUCAUGGAGGACAAAUUGUCCGCACAUGACUGGUAAAACUUAUAUACAGUCUCCUUGCUCUGAAAGCAAGAGCGGUGACCGAGAUGGAAGCCUGCUUGCAACGUAUUUUUGAAAUUCAAUAGCAUAAUGGAGAUACUUUUGUCUGUGGCUGGGGUGUCCUCCGGGGAGAACUGAGCCUGAUCUUGCUCUGAGGGUCCCUCUGAAGCAGGCGAGGUGACGCCUUCGUCGACAUCUUGAAUAGACUUGAGGCGAUUUUGGAGCAUAGGAUCUGUGAUCUUCAAUUGUUUUGUGGGUGCCAUUGGUUCCUUAGGGUAUUGAGGAAUCUUUUGAUAUAAAAAUUAUCAGUUUUUGGCCUAUUGAAAUGCUCUCACUCACAGACACACACACACAUUCAGACACUCACAGACACACACUCACACAUACACUGAGACACACACACACUCACACAUACACUGAGACACACACACACUCACACAUACACUGAGACACACACUCACACAUACACUGAGACACACACACACUCAUACAUACAAUACAGACACGCACACAUACAGACACACACUCAGACACGUACACAUUCCAACACACACAGAUUAUUCAUAUAAAAUGUCCACCCAGCCUCCCUACCUGGAGAGCUGGCGCGGAUCUGUCCCUGAGGUCCAGUGGGGCUUCAGUGCGGCGGGCGGCAAAGUUCCUGUCAGACACGGCGAGGGAACUUCUCUCUAAUCUGUUCCAUCGCGGGCUGUCUACUGAUGCCGGGAGCCGGUAUAUGACAUCGUAUUCCGGCUCCCGGCAUCAGUAGACAGCCCGUGAUGGAACAGAUUAGAGAGAAGUUCCCUCGCCGUGUCUGAUAGGAACUCUGCCGCCCGCCGGGAGGGGCCAUAUGACAGGGGGAACACGGAGGGGGGCGUCAUCUAGGCGGCCCAUGGUCGCAGGGGCUGUGGCUGCGUUGUAGGUACACCACUGCACAAGCCUUUUUUGCUGUUUGUGUUCAAACACUAUUUGCAUCUCUGUCAUUUAUUGCACCAACACAUAUUAUAUACUGUUUUUUUAGAGGACAAACAGGGCUUUAACCCCUUAAGGACCAAACUUGUGGAAUAAAAGGGAAUUAUGACAUGUCACACAUGUCAUGUGUCCUUAAGGGGUUAAUUUUAUGUCACAUAUACAUAGAGGAAGUCUCAUUAAUUAUAAAAAAAUAAAAAAAAAAUGCCAACAAUUGAAAAAAAAAAAAAAAUAUAUAUAUAUAUUUUUUUUUUUUACCAUUUUGGCAAUAAUAGCGUGUGGAUAAUAUGUCCAGCUUAGAAAAAGUAAUUCAAAAUAAAUUAAUUUGUGUCUUGAGUUAUAGCGUACAUAAUAUGUAUAGGAUUUAAGCUUAUUUUGAAAGUUACAGGUCACAAAAUACAAGGACUAAAAUAAAAUUUCAAUGUGCACCAAUUUUAGAAUUUGGUAUGUUUGUCUUGUAGGUUUAGUAGCCAUCACAGAAAACAAAAUUGCCACACAAAAGUAUAUAUUUAUAUAAAGUAGACAUCACAGGCUAUUUACCUAAGGUUAGUUUGACACUUUUUACGUAGCUAAAUAUUGGAGUAAAAUUGUGUUUUUUCUCUAUUUUGGCAUAGACACAUAUAACAAGGUUUUUGUAAUGUGUAUUUCAUAAAGCUGGUGUGUGCUAUUCCUGCACAGAACCCCAUAUUGUGUUCAGCUACAUCUGCUGAGUAUAGCAAUAACCCCAUUGUUUGCUUUUGGCACUAUUCUGUGAAGCUAUAAUGCCAUAUAAGAUACCAGGCUAUUUUAGUUCCUAUAGUUGGAAUUUUCGCAGAUUGCUUUGACGGGCCUAUGUCUCAUUUUAGGGUAUUAUAGCAGUGUAACUGUUCAAAUAACCCCACAAUAGGCUUUCAUUUGAUAAAGCAGACACACCCCAGGGUAUCCUUUAUGGUGUAUAUUGUGUCUUAACUUGUCACCCUUUUUUCACCAAAUUAUGUCAAUGUUUGUGGUGAGGGGAAAAAAAAUAAAUUUUUACAUAUAUGUUGCAUUUUUGCUGAGUAUUUCUUACACUUGAUAUGUACCACUGUCAUAAAAAAAAAAAACUAAUUAUUCUAAGUUACGUUUUCUGAGUAAAACAAUAUGCCCAAUGUAUGACCUAGUCACUAUUUUGUGAAGUUACAGUGCUGUAAAAGAGUUGUAACAAGUUCAGGUUUUUAAGUGUGAAUUUUCAUGGAGGGUUUUGAUGCGUUCAUGUCCCACUUUGGAACACUUGAGCAGGCUACAUAUUCCAGCUACACCAUGAAGGCAUACCAUUUCUUAAAGAAGACAUCCCAGUUGUGAUGAAAGCAACUUCGCCACUGGUUCUUGGAGGGGCAUACUUGUCACCCCCCUACCCUGUGACUAUGUCCCCUGUGAUAAAACUUGGUUUAAAUCACUGUUCGGGGCUUUUUGGAUUUUUAUGGCCAUGGUUCGAACUUUCAAAGUGGCUCUUCAAACUCCUGAACAGUCAAAGUGGCCGCCAUUCGACAUUCGAACACGUGGUGGUGGCCAUCUUGUUCGCAUGGACCAAAACCGCGAAUAGGUUUCAGGGGGACUUAGCCACGAAUGCCCUGGAACUCUUUUUGGCAAGAAAACUUGUGGUUCACGGUCUGUCCUCCAGCGGCACUUAGCCGCGAUUCUAUGGAACUGUUUUGGGUAUGGGACCAUGCCUGGGCAAAACUAUGACUUCCAUAAAAUUUCUGAACCCCUGAUCUGGUUGAUUUUUGGAUAUGUUGUUCACACAGAUCAGGGCUAGGAUGUAACAUUUAUGGGGAUAUGUCACAGGGAGAGGACACAACCAGUCUAUGUCCCCAGCAGCAGUGGUCAAAACAGGGAGUGGAGACGGUCAGUCUCAUUCCUCAGCAGCAGUGCGUGUUAAAGGGAGGGGAGAAAACCGCUCUCACUCCCCAGCGGCGGAGUGAUCAGGGCUAUGGGGAUAUGUUGUGUUUUGGGGUACUUAUGAGACUUUGUAAAAAUGUGUGUUUUUCUGCCUGGAGAUUCAGUAUCUACCUCAAUUAUCUCACAGGCAGAGGGGAGUGAUUGUAUGCUUGUUAUGGUAGUGUCGUACAUUUAAUUACUGUUUUUAUUGGUUUUUUAACUUGUGUCACCCUUGUUGGGAAAGUUGCAUGAAAGGCCAGUGUGGCUCCAUUAAAAUUGAGUUCUGAAAAAAAAAAAGAACUCUGUGUGCCAUAGAAUUGUGUCAGAGAUUUAAUAACAUGCAGCAGAUAUAGGCUGGUUGAAGAUCAGAAGUCUUACAUGUGGCAUGAAAUUGGAAUUUGAAAUUACCGUAUAUACUUGAGUAUAAGCCGAGUUUUUCAGCACAUUUUUUGUAAAAAAAAUUGACCCUCAGGGGUUAAAGAAAAAUCAGAUCACAGUAAAAUGAAGUACCGGCCAAUUGAUCACUGCAGUCAGUGAUCAAUUGGCACGGAAGGGGUUAAUUUUAAUUUAAAGGGACACUAUAGUCACCAGAAAAACUACAGCUUAUUGAAUUUGUUCCGGUGAGUAGAAUCAUUACCUUCAGGCUUUUUUGCAGUAAACACUGACUUUACAGAGAAAAUGCAGUGUUUUUAAAUUACAGCCUAAUGAUAACUUCACUAGCCACUCCUCAGAUGGCUGUUAGAGAUCCUUCCUGGGUCAUGGCUGCCUAAAAUGCAUCCAAACAUUCAGUGUCUCCAUCCUCUGCAUGCAGACACUGAACUUUCCUCAUAGAGAUUCAUUGAUUCAAUUCAUCUCUAUAAGGAGAUGCUGAUAGGCCAGGGCUGUGUUUGAAUUGUGCUGGCUCUGCCCCUGAUCUGCCUCUUUGUCAGUCUCACCCAAUCCCAUGCGGAAGCAUUGUGAUUGGAUCAGGCCACCACUUCUGCUGAUGUCAGCAGGCAGUGGGCAGGUCUAAAGCAAACAGGCACAAUGCAAGCAGCUCCAUACUGGAAAACAAGUAAGAUUUACUAUAUUUAGAGGACCAGGGUGGUCAGAUGGUGGUUUUAACCCUAUAGGGUCAGGAAUACAUGUUUGUGUUCCUGACCCUAUAGUGCUCCUUUAAAAUGGGUAAAGGGGGUGGGAUUUUAAACUAACUUUAUUUUUUCUACACAGGGAGAACAUCACUGCUGAUCUGUCUCCCUGCAUUUCACACUGACUGCGGAAGAGCAGGGAGGCGGAUUAGAAGUCCCUGCAUCAUAUGUGCUCGCUCUGAAAGGCUGUCAGAGCGAUCACAGCUGCAGGGACAGCGCGAUCGGGCACUCCUGGUCUGACAGGAGGAGCGUUAAUACAAUGCAAAUAUAAACAAGGCACAGUAUCUUACAUAUAGUUCUGAAUGCGUUAGUCUUUAAGGAAUGUGGUCCUGUAAUUAAAACAAAGAAAACAAACACUAGCACAUUAUUGUCUGAAUAUGAAAGUGAAAGUAAAUAAAAAUAGGUGUUAACACUCACAAAUGUAGAGCCAGUGUUGGCUCAAUCUAUAAGCAUUGUGGGAUUAUUCAGGGUCCCACUCCCUCUUCAGUAUACUGUGGUAUUAAACGAUCAUUGGUAGUAUUCACCACUCCAGUGAUUUUCAAAGUGCUUUAUUUGCCAAACUCUUGUUUAUUAGCAACUCUCUGCACUCCAGUACUCCGUGACAAGUCAGCCUACUGCUUCCAACCUCCAAAGGAGAAACAAAGGGGGAGACUGGGGUUAACUUUAGCACAUGACGGACCUGGUCCGUCAUCCGGAGUUAAGUGAUUCCCCAGGAUGACGGACCGGGUCCAUCAUUCGUCAUUAAGGGGUUAAUGGGUGGCCAGUGAUAGGCUGAAAGCAUGAACUUCCUCUUUCAGCCUAUCACUAUCUUAAUAUCUUCCUUACCAAUGUUGUGGCUGGAACAGGAUACAAAAGAGUUGAGCAUACAGUGCCAAGAGAAUAAGAAAAAUAGUUUAACCCCGUAACGUAAGAGCUUUACACCCCAUAGUGACUUUAGAUGAAGUUGCUAUGAGGGCUAGAGUGCUCCAUUUAGGCCUUUACCAAAGGUGAUGGCUUAUAAGUACAUUAUGUUGUAUGUUGUGAUAUUUGGAUUAUGUAUUAACCACAUAUAGCUCAUUUUACUUUGCAUAUAAUGUUCAAUUAUACUGUUGUUUGGACACUUUUUUUUAUUUAACAAUACUUUUUCCAGCAGAAUACAGGUCAAUUCCUUGCAUUCCAAAGAUUCAGUCUUUGAUAGAAAAAGCCUGGAAGGAAGGGUUCGACCCUCAAGGUGCCUCUCAUUUCAACGGCAGAUUACAGGGCACAAAAGCUUGGAUUGGUGCAUGUGAGAUAUACUGCCUACUGACCUCCCUGGAAAUAAAGUAAGUUCUCUAAAGUUUAUUAUAGCAAAAACAUUUUUUUAGAAAUUAUUUAAAUUGCAAUGUAUUCCCCCUUCUUUAAAUUGUGGGGUUUUACAAAUGCUUUUUCUUUCUUCACUGGUCUGACAACACAGGAUCAAGUUACUUUGGGGACAUAAAUAUCAUUUCAAUAAAAUGUAACAGGGUAAUCUUUUGCUUGGAUAAAAAGUACUUUUCCCCUAUUCUUUUACCUCCUUUAAACAAAAUCUGAUUUAUUUUACUUCGUAAUCAAAUAAUAAAGGAUUGUAAAAGCAGUUUACAGAACUGGCAUGGGUGUUCAUUUUUUCUUGUGGUCUAAACCUACAUUGUUUAAAUCUCCAUAUACUUUAAAACGCUUCCCCUAAGCAGUUUGAGCUUGGGGAAGUCUCAUGAGAUGCACUUUGUUAGAGAAUUCUCAUUCUUUUUUAUCUCUUUUUGAUCUUUGCUGUUUUUGAACAGACUUCAGAGUCCCUGGUGUAGGAAUGGAUGUGAGGUGGCAAAUACCUGGGAAUUUGUGUUUGCCUUCAUUUUAGGUGUCAUGUCAUACACUUUAGUGAUUGAAUCCUGGCACACACUACUCCAAGCAUGCAAUCGACUUGGUUCUGGGGGGUGAAAAAAAAAUCACUUUGUCUGCAGUAGACUGAAAAUGAAUGCUUACAAAAUUCCCCCUUAACACCACCUACACACAACUCUAGUAGCAAAAUCUGCCACAACCAAGGCAAUUUGUGAAUGGGUUGUAUGGUAUGGGUUGCUACAUUGGAGAAACUGGGCUUAAGCUGCAUCUCAGGAUGAAUCUACAUAGACACUAAAUAAAGAACCACGAGGAAAACUGAUAUUGUACCCCUGUUGGUCAUCAUUUCACCAAAUCCAAAACCUCAGGAUUAAAGUUCUUAAAGGGAAUUUCAAAGACUCUUAUGAACGAAAGACAUUUUGAAAUGAAAAUGAUCACACAUUUCAACACCAGAAAUGAAGGACUUAAAGGACCACUCUAGGCACCCAGACCACUUCAGCUUAAUGAAGUGGUCUGGGUGCCAGGUCCCUCUAGGAUUAACCAUUUUUUUAAAUAAACAUAGCAGUUUCAAAGAAACUGCUAUGUUUAUAAAAUGGGUUAUUCCAGCCUCUAAAGCCUCUAGUGGCUGUCUCAUUGACAGCCGCUAGAGAUGUUUGCGUGCUUCUCACUGUGAAAAUCACAGUGAGAAGACGCCAGCGUCCAUCGGAAAGCAUUAUAAAUGCUUUCCUAUGAGACUGGCUGAAUGCGCGCGCAGCUCCUGCCGCGCAUGCGCAUUCAGCCGAAGAGGAGGAUCGGAGGCAGAGAGGAGGAGGAGAGCUCCCCGCCCGGCGCUGGAAAAAAGGUAAGAUUUAACCCCUUCCUCUUCCCAGAGCCCGGCGGGAGGGCGGACACUGAGGGUGGGGGCACCCUCAGGGCACUAUAGUGGUCCUUUAUUGUCGACUCUAGGCUUUCUCAUACACUGCCAACACUUUAUAUAAGCACACAUAUUAAUGUCUUGUAUAGUUUUUUUUUCAGUAUUCUCACUUCACCUUUAUUGGGUCAAUUUACAUACAUACAUAUAUGCAGCUAUAUGUUUGCAUACCCUGCUCUGCUGUUUUUUGUUUGUUUGUUUGUUUUUUGUUUUUCUUUUCAAUUAGCUUAUUGACUCUCCUCUGUUUAUUUACUUUUUCUUACUAUUCUCAGCCAACCUACACCUUUCACCUUCAGGCACAUCUUCUGCUUCUUAGGACACUCCACUCAAACCACCUCCUUCCCCUUCUCUAACAUCAGUUGUUUUAAAGGGAUACCAUAGUCACCAGAACAACUACAGCUUAUUGAAUUUGUUCUGGUGAGUAGAAUCAUUGCCUUCAGGCGUUUUGCUGUAAACACUGUCUUUUCAGAGAAAAUGCAGUGCUUACAUUACAGCCUAGUGAUAACUUCACUGGCCACUCCUCAGAUGGCUGUUAGAGAUCCUUCCUGGGUCAUGGCUGCCUAAAAUGCAUCCAAACAUUCAGUGUCUCCUCCCUCUGCAUGCAGACACUGAACUUUCCUCAUAGAGAUUCAUUGAUUUAAUUCAUCUCUAUGCGGUGAUGCUGAUUGGCCAGGGCUGUGUUUGAAUCUGCCCCUGAUCUGCCACUUGUCAGUUACAGCCAAUCCUGUGGGGAAGCAUUGUGAUUGGAUCAGGCUACCACUUCUGAAGAUGUCAGCAGACUGCUUGUUUUUCUUUGAGGCAAACAGCAUGCAGAUCUACAGCUUCUGGUUGAAUACAGUAAGAUUUUGCUAUAUUUAUAUUUUAUGAGGGGCCCAGGGGGGCUAGAUGGUGGUUUUAACACUAUAGGGUCAGGAAUACAUGUUUGUGUUCCUGACCCUAUAGUGAUCAUUUAAGUGUUCUCCUCUAUCAGAUUGAUUUGUAUUGCUUCAGACCUGAGGAAGAGAAGAAAACUCUCGAGGCUUGUCUUUGAACUUAUUAUAUUAGUCCAAUAAAAAAAGGUAUCAUUGCAUACUGCAAUACUCUGAUAUUUUGUCAUUAUAAAUAUAUAUAUGUGUGUGUGUGUGUGUAUAUAUAUAUAUAUAUAAUAUAUUUUAAAAAAUUGAUCAAUUGAUUUACUUGCACAAAACAAACAAAUUCUAUGGUGAAAUUAGACCAUUGACCUCAAAGCCUUUACCCUAUCUCCAGCGUCUAAACUGGCUCUGAGAAGGUAUAGGGCAGAAGGUAGGCUUGACCAUAGGAAACUUAGGGUGCCUACACCUGCCCUCUCCCUCUAACAUUUUGGCUAAUUUAAACAACAAUCUUGUGGCGGGACCGCUGCCUGUUUGUGAAUUGCUGUGUGCCAUUUCUUGUGUUUUCCUCUAUAUUGUGCUGUAUUCAUGUGUUUUACCUGCUCCCCAUUUGGGAGUCUCCAUACGAAAGGGUUCUGUUCUCCUCCCGAACGGGGACCACCUCGAUAGCCCAUUUAGAAUGUUUUUAUAGAAUGUUCACACCUCGCUAACGAGGUGUGAAAACCACAAACCGCAAAAGAAGCCUCGGCGCGUGCCGACCUUGGGUGGCGGCCCAUUCGUUAAACGAACGCCAUCCGGGGGAGGCAUUCACAGAUUAUUUCCCACCUCGUUUGGCUCCUGAACGAGGAUCUCCCUAGUGCUCCUUGGAGUGAUCACACCAAUCAAUUAGAACGUUAGCACCUUGCAACAUCAGUGUGAAACUGCAAGGGAAGUAAUUGAGUGCUUCCCUGGGUGGCCUCCGUUCGUACAGACAAACGCCAGCCAGGGGGAGCAUUCGUGUCCAGAAAGGAGAUGCUUCCCUUGCCUGGUUUCACCCAGGGACCCAGUGAAAGGAGAUGGUGUAAAGUUUGACAGGGACAACUUUGUGCCUGGUUUCAAAGAAAGAAUUUACUUUGCAAAUUUUUUCCUGUGAUCUGACACAUAGCAUAUUCCUACAGAACCAAAUGAAUCAUUCUAGUUCUGUUAUCAGCCAUACCACUACACAUCAUAUUUAUGAACAACAUUUCUACAGGAAAGAAAAAAAAAAAAAACAUGAUCGCUGGGCAUGACACACAUUACAAUGGAAGGAAGGAUUUUUGCCACACUGACAAAAAAUGACUGCUCCACCCAUGGCGUGAUAUAUCUCAGACCAAGAUCCACCAUUAUGUGAUGAAUUCCUAUCCAUAUGAUCCACCCAUGUCAUGACAUCACAUAUGCUCCACCACUUUUCUAUUCUUUUCAUUAUUAAAAAGGUUUAUAUAUUGCAAUUAAGUUAGCUAGUUGGAAUAGUGGAGACUAGCUUUUCCUUGCUAAAGAUUUUUUUUUACCAAUCAAAUCCAGAGGGAAAACAGAGCUGGAGAAUUUUUUUCAGAUAAUUUUUUUUGCCUCCAUUUAGAUUUAAUUAGCAAAAUGGAAAGUGGGACCCCAAUCUGAAGUUAAUUUUUGUAGUUAUUUUUUACUAUCCAUAUGUGUGAGUACUUCUCAUUAUUUAGAUUUUGAAAGCGGCAAUGGUUUUUAUUUUUAAUUUAUUGUACACUACAUUUACAAGGAAGAAUAGAGUUUCACAGUCAAUAUCCCAUUCUCUGGAAGAAAAUAAGAUUCUAAUUCUCUGUGCAUAGUCUGGGUUUAGCUUCAGGAUUUUAUUUAGCGUUUACUGACCUGUAAUAUUUUCAAUGUAUUAUUUUGUUACAGGUGUCAGAUACUUGAUUUCCAUAAACCAAGCAGUCCAUCAGGAACACACCCGCUCUUGUUUGAGUGGAUUCAAAACUUCUACUCUUCUGGUGACUCAUGCAGUAAUGGGCGGGUGAUAUGUACUUCCAAACCUGCUAUUUACCUUCAGCAUCAAGGUACAACACUCUUCAUCUCCUUCUCUUACUUGCAUGCUCAGCUGUUGGUAUAAUUAUAUGCAACAUCGUUAUAUAAUUGGUGAACAUGCCUGACAUUUAAAAGGGCACUCUAGUCACCGGAACAACUACAGCUUAUUUUAUUUGUUCUAGUGAGUAUAAUCAUUCCCUUCAGGUUUUUGGCAGUAAACACUGUAUUUUCAGAAAAAAGGGCAGUGUUUACAUUACAGCCUAGGGAUACCUGAACUGAACCACUUCUCAGAUGACCAGAUGAGAGGAUGCAGCCAGAUCCAAACAGGCUGGGUGGUUAUCCUAGGUUCUCCCCUGGAGUUGUGAUAUCAGGAGUUCCAGAGGGACUCCUUCAGAUAUCUGCUAGUGCCAACUAAACGUUUAGCACUAGCGGUGAUUUCAGCAGGUGGUGAGGGGCAGACCUCAAUUUACUCCUUGGAGGAAGUGAUCUCAGAUCACUGCCUCCCAGCACAUGCGAACGGGAAUCCGGACUUGAAUAGUGCAGCAUGCAGAAGCCACUGUCCUUAACCUGAAAACCAGCCAAAAAGACAGACAGACACACAUAUAUAUGCAGAAGAAACCUCCCCCACACACAAAUAAUAAUAAAAUAAACACACACAAACCCCAAGCAGCACCCACAUAUGCACAUAACACACACACACACACACUACCACAAGCUCGUAUACAAACAUAUAACAUGAUCCGCUGCCCACAUACAUAUGUAUUACAGACAAUAUCACAGAAUGUUCAUGCACAAUACAAAACAGCAUUUAUAUGCACAAAUACAACCAUAAAAAGCAACUGCACACCCAUACAUAACAAGCAGAAUGCGGCAACUCGCUGAGGAACGUCAAUGUCCUUUUUUGGCACAGUGCUACUAAAAGGUUGCCUAACCCUUGUGUAGAUACAAGCUACUUCUUAUGUAGUUUGAUUUCCCUCCUCUUUUAGAUUAUUAUUGGUAUUUAUAUAGCGCCAAACUAAUUCCGCAGCACUUUACAAUAUUAUGAAGGGGUGGAAGUUUUACAAUAAAUUAGACUAUUACACAGAGACACGUGAACAAUAUGUAGAUGAGGACCCUGCUCAAACGAGCUUACAAUCUAGAGGAGGUGGGGUAUAAAAACACAAUAGUGUGACAGCCACCAAACAAGAUGGAAAAGUAGCAGAACUGGAGUUGAAAGUGGAGUGUGGCUCUCUAGGAGAGCAAGAGACCGGUAUGGAUAAGUAAAGUUAAGUUAUGGUAGUCCAUAAGCAUUUCUGAAUAGAUGUGUUUUUAGAGACUUCUAAACUAGGGGAGAGUCAGAUGGGGGUAAGCAGGCUGUUCCAAGCCGCCCGCGAAAAGUCCUGCAAUUGCGAAUUAGCAGUAAGAGUGCGAGCAGCGGACAGGACAAGGUCACCGGCAGGGCGGAGUGACAGAGCAGGAGCAUAUCUAUGACUCAAUUAAGAAAUGUAACCGGGGCUAGAGUUUAAAGUUUUAUAGGUAAGGGUUAGUAUUUUGAAUUGACACAGAAAGCCAGUGUAUGUAUUUACAGAGGGGGCAAGGUAUGGAAGGAGCGACUGGUGGGAAAGAUCAGCCUGGCGGCAGCAUUCAUUACAGAUUAUAGCAGGGCAGUUCAGCUUCUGGGGAGACCAACAAGGAGAGAAUUAGAGUAAUCCAUGCGAGAGAUUACCAGAGUAUGAACACGCUCCUUGGCAGCCUCUUACGUGAGAAAGGGGUAAUGUUUUAGAGGUUGAAUCAACAGGUUUUAGCAGCAUACUGGAUAUGAGGCUCAAAGGUGAGGCCAGGAUCAAAGAUAACACCAAGACAACCAGCUUGCAAGUACCAUCAAUUUGCAGGGAUUGCGAAAGAGGAGGAUCAGCAUUAUGAGGAUGAAAAAAUAAGAAGCUCAAUUUUAGAAAGAUUGAGUUUCAGAAAGCGAGAGGACAUCCAAUCAGAGAUUGAAGAAAGGCAAGCAGUGACACAUUGUGUAGGACCGUAGGGGAGGAGAGAUAUAUCUGGGUGUCGUCGGCAUUCAAAUGGUAGUGGAAUCCAAAGGAGUUAAUGAGUUUGCCAAGGGAGAACAGAAGGGGACCAAGAACAGUUCCUUGGGGGACUCCAAAUGAGACAGAAUGAGGGGAGGUGGUGUCAUUUCAAAAGGAGACACUGAACGAAUGUUGGGAGAGAUAGGAGAACCAUGAGAGGACAGUGUCACAGAGACCAAGGGAUUGAAUAGUUUGGAGAAGUAGGACAUGAUCAACAGUGUCAAAGGCAGCAGAGAGGUCAAGAAAAAUUAGUAUGAAGUAGUGGCCUUUGGAUUUAGCUGUGAUUAGGUCAUUUGUAAGAGCAGUCUCUCAGUAGAGUGUAGGUGGCAGAAGCCAAGUUGAAGAGGAUCGAAGAGGGAGUUGGAAUUUAGGAAGUAAGUCAUGCGAGUAAAGACAAGUCUUUCUAAUAGCUUUGAGGAAAAAGAGAAGCAGGGAUAUGGGACAAUAGUUGAAAGGGGAAGACGGGUGAAGAUGAGCCAGCAAAACUUUUCCUACAGUUGCUGCAUUUGUAUUUUUUCUACUGUUUGUAUUGCUCGAUAGCAUUUGUUUCAAAGCUUCUAAACAUUACUAUUAUUUUUGCCACUGUAUGAGCAUUAUUUACUGUAUAACCAACUUUAGCAUCAUUUUUACUUUAGUCUGGAUGUUCUAGAUUUAUGCAUAACUCGUGUAUGUUUUAUCAUAUUCCAUGUUUUACUGUAUGGCAAAUUGACACUAUAGUCGCCUAGACAACUUUAACUUAAUGAAGCAAUUUUAGUGUAUAGAUCAUGCUUCUCAGGUUUCACUGCUCAAUUCACUGCAAUUUAGGAGUCAAAUCACUUUAUUUCUGUUUAUGCAGCCCUUGUCACACCCCCUCUGACUCUGAUUGACACAGCCUGCAUGAAAAAAACUGGUUUCACUUUCAAUCAAUGUAAUUUACCUUUAACAAUUGCAGCUCUUUCUCUGUAAAUUGAACUUUAACCACAUACAGGAGGCUCUUGCAGGGUCUAGCAAGCUAUUAAGAUAACAGGGAAUAAUAAAAUCUAAAUUAAACAGAUCUUGCAAUAAAGGAAGUAUAAACUUUAGAUGACUCUUUACAGGAAGUGUUUAGGAAGGCUGUGCAAGUCACAUGCAGUGUGGUGUGACUAGCUUUCAUAAACAAAGUGAUUUAACUCCUAAAUGGCAGAGAAUUGAGCGGUGAGACUUCAGGGAUAUGAUCUAUACACCAAAACUGCUUCAUUAAGCUAAAGUUGUUUUGGUGACUAUAGUGUCCCUUUAAACAAUAUGAAAUCUACAGGAGCUUUACAUAAGUAAAAAUACUGGAAAUGUUUUUUUUUUCUUAUUUCUGCAGGUCAUAGUCGGACGAUUGUGGGAAUAGAAGAGCGGAAAAAUAAAAGCUAUUGUCUUUUAAUAUUUGAUCCUGGAUGUCCAGUUGAAAGUAUGCGUAAGCUGCUGAGGCAGAAUAUAGAUGGAACAGCACUUAAAUCCCUCCGUAAAUAUAUUGGGAGCUUAAAACAUAAGCAAUACCAGAUAGUGGCAGUAGAUGGAGUAUUAUCUGCAGAGGAAAAGGCUGUAAGUAUUCUGGUUGUUUAUUUAGCAUAUAUAUUUUGACUAACAGUUUUUCAACAGAAAGUGAUGUUCAUAUAAUUUUUAUAGACGUCAUCUUAAAAAAAAUGUUAAAUUAUAUCUGCCAUGCAAAAAUCACAUGUUAAAACUAUAUUUAAAAAAAAUCACAAAAUUGAGGGGAAUAAAGUGAAGAGUGCAAACACACGAAUAUGAGAAGGUACACUAAACAGAUCAAUGAAGCAAAACGUAUUAUCUUAAAUGAUAAUACGUUUUAAGAUAUGUUCAGGAACACAAUCCUAUAGUGUUAAACUAACUAGCCUACCUUUCCCCCCCAUAAAAGGAUGCUAUCGGCACCCAGACCACUUCAGCUUGUUGAAGUGGAAAAAUUCGAAAUGCCUCGGUUUACGAAUUUUUUUCGCAAUACGAAACAAGUGUCCCGGUUUAUAGCUCCGCUCCCCUGCAUACUGGAGUCUGGGUAGCACCUGAGUGUGGAGGUUUUGGAGCGAUUUGCAGCAAGUUUUGGAGCCAUUUGCAGCAAGCUGUGGAGCCUUGUGGAGCUUUUUGCAGCAAGUUGUGGAGUCUUUUUGGUGCAUAUCAAGAGGUGGAAAGGUAGGGAGCUGAGCUUAGUUGUUUGCAUGCCUUUCACUGUGUGUUCUGCAUUGUCGGGUGAUUUCCAUGCCAGCUCAUGUGCUUUGCAUGCCUGUUACUGUGUGUUUUGCAAUGUGGGGUUGUUUUCCAUGCCAGCUCAUGUGGUGUGCAUGCCUGUUACAGCUCAUGUGCUGUGCAUGCCUUUUACUGUGGUUUCCAUGCCAGCUCAUGUGCUGUGCAUGCCUUUUACUGUGGUUUCCAUGCCAGCUCAUGUGCUGUGCAUGCCUGUUACAGCUCAUGUGCUGUGCAUGCCUUUUAUUGUGGUUUCCAUGCCAGCUCAUAUGCUGUGCAUGCCUGUUAUUGUGUGUUUUGCAUUGUGGGUUUGCUUUCCAUGCCAGCUCAUGUGCUGUGCAUGCCUGUUACUGUGUGUUUUGCAUUGUGGGGUUGUUUUCCAUGCCACCUCAUGUGCUGUGCAUGCCUGUCACAGCUCAUAUGCUGUGCAUGCCUGUUAUAGUACUGUACUGUGUGUUUUGCAUUGUGGGGUUGUUUUCCAUGCCAGCUCAUGUGGGUGUAAAGCAUUUUUUUUUUUUUUUUGCAUACUUAGUGACGGUGGUGUCAGAGAAAAUACAGUGUUUACAUUACAUCCUAGUGAUAACUUCACUGGCCACUCCUCAGAUAGCUGUUAGAGAUCCUUCCUGGGUCAUGGCUGCCUAAAAUGCAUCCAAACAUUCAGUUUCUCCUCCCUCUGCAUGCAGACACUGAACUUUCCUCAUAGAGAUGCUGAUUGGCCAGGACUCUGUUUGAAUCAUGCUGGCUCUGCCCCUGAACUGCCUCCUUGUCAGUUACAGCCAAUCCUAUGGGGAAGCAUUGUGAUUGGAUCAGGCUACCACUUCUGAUGAUGUCAGCAGACUGCUUGUUUUUUUGAGGCAAACAGCAUGCAGAUCUACAGCUUCAGACUUGAAUACAGUAAGAUUUUGCUAUAUUUAUGGAGGCAUGAGGGGCCCAGGGGGGCUAGAUGGUGGUUUUAACACUAUAGGUGUUUUUGUGUACCUGACCUUAUAGUGAUCCUUUAAAAUUUUAUGUGUUAACGUGAAGCAAUUGUUUUUUAAAAAAAUAACUUUCAAAAAAACUUGAUAUAUAAAGUGCAUAAGUGAAGCUCUAUUUUUUUAUUAAAGUAAACUAUAAAAUGUGUCAAGUGCACAUAAAUAAAUUACACUAUAAUUAAUCAGGUGUAACAAUACAAUUACAGUGGGACCUCGGUUUACAAAUUUAAUGCAUGCUACGGGAUGUUUCUUAUUGCGAAAAUUUUGUAAACCAAAACGCGGUUUACCAUAGGUAUGCAUUGAAAACCAAUUAAUCCAUUCUGGAGGUUAGAAAAAAGUCAAAAUGAGCUGGCAUGGAAACCAACCCACAAUGCAGAACACACAAUAAAAGGCAUGCAAAUGACGAAGCUCAGCUCCCUACCUUUCCACAGCUUGAGAAAUGCACCAAAAAGUCUCAAAACAACUGAAAACAAUUCCCAGAAUGGCUCCAAAACUCGAUGCAAAAGCCACUCCAACACCUCCACACUCGACGUGGCGAGGCUCCAGCAUGCAGGGGGCGGUGCUAUAAACCUCCCAGGUGCAACUUGCUUUGUAUUGCGAAAUUUUUUUGUAAACCAAGGCAUUAUUUUCAAUGGAUUUUCAUUUGUAAACCGAAAAUUAUGUUAACCGAGUCAUUUGUAAACCCAGGUCCCACUGUAACUAUAUUAAUAUUAGAUAGCCGCAACAGAAGAAUAAAGUAGCCGUACUUUGAUCAGAAAGACAGUUUUCAGCGUGAUUAGAAAUCUGUAACUAGCAACUUAGGUUCUUGCAGUUCAGACAGUUCAGGUACUCAUCUGACAGGAAAAGACGGAUCUUCCUUUCUAUUUAACUUGUCUGAUCAGCUAUCUGCUAUGAGCUACUUAGGUUUAGCAGUCCAGGUUAGAUCAGUGAUUUAUUUGACAGGGCUGUUCUCUCCACGAUUUAUUUAGUUUAUUAUCCUGAGUCUCCACACCCCCAAUGUUUCGGUACCAACCGGAUGCCUUUAUCAAGGGUACCUGUAUCCAUGUUCUAGAGGACUUUAUAAACGGACACAUUAGAACAUGGAUACAGGUACCCUUGAUAAAGGCAUCUGGUUGGUGCCAAAACGUUGGGGGUGUGGAGACUCGUGUUUCUGUCCUGAGGCUGGUUAGAAUCUUUUUGACAUUGUAAUAUUGUAUUUGCCCUUGCUUCAUUCAUCAUUUAUUUUUUUAUAUUUGUUUGAUUGUAGUAUAUUUUGUAUACAAUAAAUUUAUGCUUUUGAUUAUUCAUAGUUGUUAUGGCGUGCAUUCUGUAUAUUGCAAAGGCAUUAGAUUUAGUCAGGUUCUGCACUAGCCAUUUUCUCUGUUUCAAUUAUUAUUUAAUAUUUGGACAGUAAUGCUAUAGAUAUGUCUGGUUAAUAGUGCUUAUGCUUUCCUAGCUUCCAAGGCUUGCCAGCACUGGUUAAAUAUGUUUUUUCUGUACUAGCAAAGAUGAUUCACUUAGCUACCUUCAGAGGUAGCCACUUUAAUCCACAUUGCAUUGCUAUUCAAAGCUCUUAGCAAUACUGGCUAAUUAGAUACAUUGUCUCCACGAUCACAUUCUUUUGGAGAAGCAGCUAUAGUGUUUCUUUCAUCAUUCCUAGCAGUCACUGCACGGAUUCCAGCAGGAUAAUUAACAGCUUUAUUACUGUCUAUACAAAUUAUCACGCUUGAGGAAAUACCUGUUUUUUAAUAUGUAUUUUUGUAUAUACUUCCCUUUCUAUACCUAUGUCUCUACCCCCUUCCUUUUUGGUUUGAUGUUGUGUUAUUUACCAAGAGCUAGACAUCCCUCUAGCCCUUUUUAUUUGAUAUAUUAAAAGUAAAUUUUUAACAAUCAUAUAUGCCACUGGACAGUUCAGUCUUUUUCUGUUUUUUCAUUCAAUUCUAAGGGUUAUCCCCUAUUAUAACUGUCCUCAGUAUUUUAUAUUUGUUUCAGUUUUUAUUUGAACUAAUUAAUUAGCCACAACAUUACAACCACCUGCCUAACAUUGUGUAGGUCCCCCUCGUGCUGUCAAAAGAGCUUUGAUGCAUGGACUCCACAAGUUGUCUGAACAUGUCCUGUGGUAUCUGGCACCAAGGCAUGAGCAGCAGAUCCUUUAAAUCCUACUAGUUGCAAGGCAGGGCCUCUAUGGAUCUGAUUAGUCGUUAUAGCAAACCCCACAGAUGCACAAUCAGAUUGAGAUCUGGGGAAUUUGGAGGCCAUGGCAAAAGUUGAACUCUGUCAUGUUCCUCAAAACAUUUCUGAAUAAUUUUUGUAGUAUGGCAGGAUGCAUUAUCCUGCUUAGAGAGGCCACUGCCAUCAGAGAACACCAUUACCAUGUAGAGGUGUACGUAGUCUGAAACCAUCUCUAGGUAGGUGGUAUGUGUCAAAGUAACAUCCAGAUGAAUGACAGGACUUGAGGUUUCACAGCAGAACAUUGCCCAGAGCAUAACACUGCCUUCUUCCCAUAAUGUAUUCUGCUGUGAUCUCUUCCCAGGUAAACUACACACAUGCAACUGGCCAUCCGCCUGAUCUAAAAAAUGUGAUUCAUCAGACCAGGCAAAUUAAUUCCUUUACUCCAUUGCCCAUUCUGACUCACAUGUCCCCAUUGAAAGCACUCUCAGCGAUGGACCGUGGGAACUCUGGCCCGUCUGCAGCUACCUAGAUCUUUACACCGCAAUAUGCAUUGCAUUGUGCAUUCUGACUAAUUUCUAUUAUUGCCAGCAUUGUUUUCCAUCAAUUUGAGCUACAGUAGCUGUUUGGUGUGAACUAUAAGCUGCAUCAAUGAGUCUUGGGCACUCAUGACCCUGACACUGGUUCAUCUGUUGUCACCACUUUUAAAAGGAUCUGACAACUGCAUACCGUGAACAUCCCACAAGAUUUGUCAUUUUGGAGAUAAUCUGACCCAGUCGUCUAUCCAUCACUAUCUGACCCUUGAACAGACUGUUCAUUUGCUGCAUAAUAUAUUCCACCCCAUGACAGGUGCCAUUGUAAUGAUAUAAUUAUUCACUUCACCUGUCAGUGAUUUUAAUCUUGUGGCUGCUCAGUGUAGUUGUACAUCCUCCAUUUUCUUCCAUCUCCACACAUGAUCUCUAGCUAUUACCCAGGGUGACCAAGUUCUUUGUCAUCUCUCUUACCAAUGUCCUUCUCCCCCAAUUGCUGGAUUGGUCGUAAAAGUGUAGAACAUCUCAAAGAUGACCCACAGAAACUAGAGGCUUCCUAGCUAAAUUUCAAGUGUCAUAGCAAGGGGUCUAAAUACUUAUGAAAUAUUUCAGUUUUUAUGUUAACAUAAACUGCAUAGUUUAAAAAAAAUAUAUCUAGUUUUUGAUUUGUCAUUAUGGGCUUUUGAAUGUAGUUUGACGUAAAAAAAAAAAAUUAAAACAACUGCAGUAUAAGGCUGCAACAUAAAAUGUGAAAAUAACAAUGAAUGCACACAUGACACACACACAUAUAUAUACAGACACAUACAUACAAACACACAUGCACCCUUCUGUUUCCUACCUUUUAGGUGCAGGAGGGUGACUUCCCUAGGGUCCAGUGGCUGGCUGCAGCUGAUGCGAGUAAGAGUUAGCACUCUGACUCCCUCCUCUUUUUCUCCCAUGCGGCUCGGUUGUUGCUGGGUGGAAGUGACCAAGGCAGUCACUUCCUCCCAUCAUCUGACCUCAUCACAGGGGGCCCGGUCACGCUAUUAAAGAUCCAGCAUACUUACUCAUCCACUAAACAGCAACUUCAAAGCUCACAGAUUUUAUUAGUUCUUUAUUUUUUUAAAAACACAUAAUGUAGGCAAAAAUAAUGGUGGUUUAGUUACAGUAUAUGAUCAUCCAUUGCAUAAGCCUGUCACAAUGUCAAUGUACCCCCUCUUUGGCAGAUCCUACUCUAACAACCUAAUGUACACUCUUAUGAGAUUAACCCACUGGGGCUCUCUGCAGUACAAAGUUAAAUAGGGCCAAGGAGUUGUCACACGCAGACAACAUGAAUGGAUGCACUAAAUAAAUGUAAAUAAAAAAAAAAAAAGUCCAAAAACAGACACAACACCAGAGUUAUCAAAAAGAGUUGAAUAAAAUGUUUUUAAGGUUCUUUUAAUAUUUUUAAAAGAUGUGAACAUAUUCACAGUCUUCUACCCUGUAACCCAAAAUACUUUAAUGUUGUUUUAGCUGUUUACUUUAGCAUACUAAGAGCUAUUUUAUUCGUAAUAUUGUUAUGUCUGUAUACUAUCUGAGGUUUAUUGUGAAUAUGGUAAUGUAAUAAAUCUUAUUGCAUAAUCUAAUGUUUCUCUACAGUAUUCUUAAAGGAACAUUCCAAGCACCAUAACCACUAUAAGACGCUGUAGAGAAUAUGGUGCCAGGAAGCCCCCUAAUGAUGUCCAAGGGUACAUCAAUAAACUAUUUAACCCCUUCCCGACCCAGGACGGUUCAGGACCGUCAUCGGGAUUUUCCCAUUGCGGACCGAUGACGGUCCUGAACCGUCCUAACGGUUUCCGUUACUUACCUGAUCGCCGUCGUUCCCCCGGCAGCGAUCAGCGUGGCUCCGGUUGUGGGGAGACUGCCUGCAGCCCAGACAGUCUCCCAACACUGAUUUAGGACCCCUGUGGCCAUGUGAUCGCUUAACACAGCGAUCACAUGGUCACAAUAGGUGUCCUAGUGUCUGCCUGCAGGGGGACUGUCUGUGCUGACAGGCAGUCUCCCUGCUAGUGUAAAAUCAAAAAUAAAAUAAAGUUAAUGUUAAUAAAAAAAAUAAUAAUUAUAUAUGUGUAUAUAUGAUAUAUAGACAUAUUAUAUCUAUAUAAUAUAUGUCUAUAUAUCAUAUAUAUAUAAUGCCAUACUAAGUGUAUUUUUAUAUUAAUAUGUACUUAUAUUAAUAUAAAAAUACACUUAUAAUUAAAUUACACACGUAUAUAUAAUAUAUAUAAUAACUAUAUAUAUUGUAUAUAUAUAUUAUUAUAAAAUAUAAAUAAUAAGUAAUUUAAAUUAAAUAAAAAUUUUUUUAAAUAAUAAUAAAAAAUUUAAAAAAAUUAUAUAGCUAUAUGAAAUUUUAUUCUAACUGUAUUUUAAAAUUAAUAUAUAUAUAUUUAUAUCAAAAUACACUUAGAAUGAAUUUGUAUAUAUAUCUAUGUAUAUAAAAAUAAAUAAAAAUAAUAAUUACAUAUGUCCAUAUACAAAAUUACAUUAUAUAACUUAUACGUAGACUUCAAAUAUAUAAAUAUGCAUAUAUAUUUAAAUUCGAUGCGUAUUUAUAUUAAUAUAUUUUUACAUAAUUCAGUAAUUUUAUUGAUUGCAAUUUGAGGGACCUGCCUGCCAACGGGCGAAAUUCAGAGAAUUUAAUUUGCUAUACUGUAUUUUUACCCUGUAACGUUCUCACGACACCCUAAAACCUGUACAUGGGGGUACUGUUUUACUCGGGAGACUUUCGCUGAACACAAAUAUUAGUGAUUCAAAACAGUAAAACAUAUCCUGGCGAUGAUAUUGUCAGUGAAAGUUACUUUUUUUGCAUUUUUCACACACAAACAGCACUUUUACUGAUGAUAUAAUUGUUGUGAUACCUUUUCCAGUUUUCCACUAAUAUUUGUGUUCAGCGAUGUCUCCCGAGUAAAACAGUACCCCCCAUGUACAGGUUUUAUAGCAUUUUUGAAAGUUACAAGGUCAAAUAGAUGGGUCAAAUAUUUUUACAUUGAAAAUGGCCAGGUUGGUUACGUUGCCUUUGAGAGCGUAUGGUAGCCCAGGAAUGAGAAUUACCCCCAUGAUGGCAUACCAUUUGCAAAAGAAGACAACCCAAGGUAUUGCAAAUGGGGUAUGUCCAGUCUUUUUUAGUAACCACUUGGUCACAAACACUGGCCAAAAUUAGCGUUCAAUUUAGUUUUUUUACUUUUUUCACACACAAACAAAUAUGAAUGCUUACUUUGGCCAGUGUUUUCGACUAAGUGGCUACUAAAAAAGACUGGACAUACCCCAUAUUGAAUACCCUGGGUUGUCUACUUUAAAAAAUAUAUGUACAUGUGGGGUGUUAUUCAGAGAUUUAUGACAGAUAAUAGUGUUACAAUGUCACUAUUGAUAAAUUUUAAAAAUGUAUGUUUUGAAACCGCAAUAUCCUACUUGUACCUAUAGCCCUAUAACAUGCAAAAAAAAGCAAAAAAGCACGUAAACACUGGGUAUUUUUAAACUCAAGACAAAAUUUUGAAUCUAUUUAGCAGUUUUUUUCAUUCGCUUUUGUAGAUGAGUAAAAGAUUUUUCAAGUAAAAGUCAAAAAACAUGUAUUUUUUUCAAUUUAUCAUAUUUUUUUAUUUUUUUUUAAAUUAAAAUACAUGAGAUUAUAUAAAUAAUGGUAUGUAAAGAAAGCCCCUUUUGUCCUGAAAAAAACAAUAUAUAAUUUGUAUGGGAACAGUAAAUGAGAGAGCGGAAAAUUACAGCCAAACACAAACACCACAAAAGUGUAAAAAUAUGCCUGGUCGCAAAUGUACAACAUCGCAAAAACAGUCCAGUCCUUAAGGGGUUAAACAACUUAACUGUGUUGUGCUGGGUACCUGCCCCCUGCUGAAAAAAAGCUCAGUUCUUUGCCAAUAACCUGGCAAUUCACAGAUCCAGAGGAGGAUGCGCUUGGCAGACCCCAUGUGAGUUUUCAAACUGUUCUAAACAGUUUGUCUAUUUACUCUGAGAGGAUGCCAGGGCACUAAUCUGAUCAGCCUUGAAAAUAAAUGAAGUUAAAUCUGCUUAAAAUUAAAGCUUACUGCAUAAUAUUUUGUUGUUUUUUCUUAUCUCUUGUUUUUGGACUUCUCUCUAUUGUACCUUGCCCUGUGCCUUGCAACAAAGUUUAUUUUGGUUUAUUCGCAGCAUCCUAGAGAAAGUAAUAAUUAAUCCAAAAAGAUUUACACAUAAUCUUUCCUCGGAUUCUAGCAGAAUCAUUCACAAGUGUGGAAAUUGAGAAGUAGCUGAACUUUAAAGAGAUUCUAUAGUGUCAGGAAAACAAAGCAGUUUUCCUGGAACUAUAUGCUCCUGCAGUGCCCCCCUUCCUUGCGUCCUCACUCCUGAGGCGCUUAAGGGGUUAAAACCCCUUCAGGAUUAAAGGGGUUAAAACCAUUUACCUAAGUCCAGCGCCAGUGUCCCUCGGCUCUGGGUCAGGCUCCGCCCAUGCUCCUGGUCGCGCUUGCAUUAAGAUACGCAGAGCGUGGGGACGUCCAGCAUAAGAUAACGGAUCAAAGGUCCCUUUUGAUUCCGUAAGUCCCUCUAGUGGCUGUCUGGUAGUCCCUCUAGUGGCUGUCUGCACAGCACAGACAUUUUCUAUUUCAGCAAUUAUCACCUUAAAUUGGAAAUUCUCUUUGAAUUCUCACUUUAGCGAAUAACACUGUAAGUCUCUCCAUCUUGUUGAUGAAUGUGUAUGUUGCAAAAUUUAUCUAAGGUGUCAUUUUGUUUUUCAUUUAUUCUUCCACCUUAAAACCAAUUAGCAGAAUUGUAACUUUGUACAUCUAUGUAAAAGGACAUUCCUGGUACAUAAGAUGGAAGAAUCCUGAAAUAAUCUUGUUAUUCUUCUGAAGUACCGCUCCAGCCUACAUAUUACACUUGGAAAACUACCUCUACUUGUUUCUGAGAUGUACAUGUUUUCCAUAGCCCAAUUUGUCUUUCAUUAACGAAGAGUGCUUCUCAUUAAUCUUCUCCUACCAUGGCGUUGGCCACUAUGUACACAAAGGGAGGUAUUAAAGUACAGUGGGACCUCUGUUUACGAAUUUAAUGCGUUCUCCGGGACGUUUCUUAUUGCGAAAAAUUUGGAAACCUAAACGCGGUUUUCUAUAGGAAUACAUUGAAAACCAAUUAAUCUGUUCUGGAGGUCAGAAAAAAAGUCAAGGGGCGUGGUCUGACCGUCGAUGAGACCAGACGUGCUUCACUAGAGCUCCGUCCCAACGGCGCCAAAAGCAGACAAAAGCGACCUUUUUAAGGCAUUCUCCCCCUUACUAACCUAUGCAGGAUGGAAAAAAGACUCCCCAAGAAACAAGCGAAGAGAACUGCGGAGUCCAGCGGCUCCGUUCUGGACCUGCUCACAGCCCAUCGGCACGGCCGGGCCGACAGCCAAGAUGGCGACGGAACAUCUCCACAUGCGUCGCCCGGCGCAGACAAGGAGGCACUAUCCGCGGAACAAAGCACUGUUCUCGCAAAAUUGGCGGAGGUGAGAUCGUUCCUUGCUGGGGAAAUAGCCAAGUCAACGGCUGUUCUGCAGGCCGACAUAAGUGCCCUGGGAGAGCGCACGGCGAAAUUGGAAGACCGCAUGGAAGCGACAACUCAGGCCCACAAUGAGGCAGCCGACCGGAUAAAUCGCAUGACAAUGCAUAUGCUCGACAUGGAUUUAGCCCUGGAAGAUAUGGCAAAUCGUUCUCGGAGAAACAAUCUCCGCAUAAGAGGCUUGCCUGAGGAGUCGGAUGAAGACCUGCAGGGCCUUUUAACAUCAGUCUUUAGGCCGCUGCUCCCACACAUCCCAGAGGAACAGUGGCACAUGGAGAGAGCUCACAGGGCGAUGAAAACGCAGAGGGCCGAGGCCAACGCCCCGAGGGACGUAAUAAUAAAAUUCCUCUACUUCAAAACAAAAGAAGCCCUGAUGAAAAAGAGUCGUGAAGGGCCGAUCCGGCACGCCGGAGCCACAAUAUCUUUUUUCCAAGACCUGGCUCCCUCGACAUUACAACGGAGGAGAGACUGGCGGCCCAUAACCGGGGCUCUGCGAGGAGCAGGCCUGAGAUACGCCUGGGGCUUCCCUUUCAGGCUAAUGGUGUUCCGCGAGGGGAGAGCCCACGUCCUGUCACCAGGUGGAGAUCCGAAGCGCUUACUCCAGGGCUUGGGAAUCCAGUCCCCCCCAGACCUACCUGAUCUGACGAUGGGCCCGGCGGAGCUUCCACAACUUCAGACGGAGUGGCGUGGAGUGGGGCCCAGAAGCCAGCGCUAAAGAAUAGCGGUAUCGUAUUCAGAGUGACUCGAUAUGAAUGUUUCUUCUGUCCAAUCCUCUAUUUUUGGUGAUGGGGCCGUUUUUUUCUCGUUUUCUGAUGGGUGGGGGACGCGGGUGUGGGAUCUCAGCAGAGCAUGCAGAGCUUGGGGGGGGUCUCCGGGUGUGUCUCUUGCCUUUUUCUUGGCCAGUCCCGGGAUCUAUAUGUAGCUCAGCGGAUCUGACAGCGCCCCACUACGCCUGUUAUUCCAGAAACACAUUAUCACAUUGUUUGGGUGGGAACGAGGGGGUGGCGGGUCAGUCCCCGGUCUCCCCCCUUUUUACCCCUAUUUUUGUCCCGUGGUCCCUCCUUUUUUCCCCUGCCCACCCCCACCCUUAACAGGGAUGCCUGAGGAUCUCCUGGCCUCCCGUCGGGGCCAUUGGGGCUCUUAGGAUUAAGGGUCUCCUUUCCUAUCGGCCGGUAUCGGGUGAAGACAUCUGAGAGAGACAAUCGGAGGGUAUUAGACACCCCAGGACAGGUUCGGUGUAUCGUUGUGUUAUUCUAUUGUACUGCUGGUGCGAUCACCGGAUCUAUGCAGAGUUAAAUGGAGGUUGCGGGAGGGUGAUAUCAUCCCCUUUUUUGUCUGUCUCUAACCUGCUCAUUAGUUAAAUGGUACCGAAUAUUGCUCAAACAGAGGGAGGGGAAGGGGAAGGGAAAAGAGAAACAAAGGGAAAAAAAAAAAAAAAAAAAAAAAAAAAAAAAAAAAAAAAAAAAAAAAAAAAAAAAAAAAAAAAAAAAAAAGGGGAAGAGUGAGAGGGGGACGGUACAGGGGGGAGGUCACGAGGGAGAGGAGAAAGGUCAAAAGUGGUUCACUACUUUCUAGAUACAUGUAUACAAGUGGCACUAAAAUGAGUGCUUGCUAUUAGACGACACAAUUCUCAUCGAGAGUCUCCCCUACGGGAUGGGUCAGACCUGCAAAUGCUACACCAAUAGCCCCUCCCAGAGUACAGGUGGUGGCAGAAUUCCACAUUCCCUGUCUUAGAUAGCUACACCCCCCAUUAUAAGCAUCAUUAACGUCGGUGAUAAGCACCUCUACAUUUCCGUACAACAUGGUUCUCCCGGGCACUUGGCUAGGGAGAUACAGGCUGGGAGUGUACAUUUGUGGGCCCUUUUGGCACAAUCAGCUGUCCCCCUGUGCGGCUGCUUGCCCCCUCUGGCAGGUCCGAUGACCGUGGCUUGCGAGGCCUGGCCAUGGGGGGCGACCAUACGAACGGGGGAACAUUAAACUCUGACAGUGGGGCGGUUUUUUUGGGUGCCCCCGGCAGGGAGAAAAUGAUGUGGUGCUGGCACAUAAUAGAGUAUUACCUGUCUCCCCAAUGUACGAUUGCGCCAUAUGAUCCCGGAGAGGGACAAUUGUAAUGAGAUACAGGGGAUUUUUAUUCACGUGGCAGAGAAAACUCAAAGCGAUAUACGGCUCGUAAUGAACGUACUUAGUUUGAUCUGCCUGCACCAUUAUUAUUAGCUUGUCUGAUACUUACGAUAUGGCAUCCCUGGAUGCAUCCUUACGCAUAGUUUAGUACAAUCCCCCACUCCAUAACACCCGAUCAACCUCGGGGGUCAUGAACAAACUGCUGAACGUAAGAAUUGGCUCUUUACGGGCACGAGGGCGGUAUGGGUCUGGGGGGGCCUGUAGAUGGGAGAUAGACAGACAGAAGCGGGAUUGAGGGGUCAGAGGGAGAGGGGGGGAGGGAGGAUGAGGGAGAAAGGGACAACGGGGAGAAAAAAAAAAAAAAGCAAAAAUAAUGAAAAAUAACAAUGUUGUCAAAUGGCAAAAUAUUAACCAAGGACCAAAUGCAUUGUAUGUUACGUAUUAAUAGAGCUGAACCUACUAGCCUGUAACACGUUUAUUAAAAUGUGAUCUGUAAAUAGUUUCAUUAGAAUUUAGUGCUUCCUUUGUCCCAGUGGUGUAACAGCGGAGUGGAGGGAAAUAAACGUGGGUUGGCGACCCCGAUAGCACAGGGCCUUGAGCCCAGACAGUUUGAUUUACUCACUGGGCCCAGGCAGGGCGGAGUAUUUUUGCGAGGGCUCCGCGAUCAGCAUCAGAACACAUGGGGGGCGGGAAAGAUACCCCCAAUAGACUGGGUGGCGCGGCUCCCUUAGCGGUUAUUAUAGAGGUCCAAGCGAAAUACACACGGCGCCUAUGCGGAGGAGCGCUAGAUCCCAUCGUUUCCUCCCAACGUUGACCGUGGCUGGAAUGAGGGAUGAUGUCCCCCACAAAAAUCUGGCGAAUGGUAAGACCAGAUUUUCUGUUCAUCGGACUGAGUCCGGAUGUAGUUCUUAUUAUUCUAUAUCUUUUUCACUUUCUACCUUUUCUUCCCUACUCUUUACCUUUAUCCUGAGGGGUGGUGGAUGCGGGGGGCAAGCAGUGGUCCUCUUUCAGGGAUCUAUUGGGGUACAGGCAGUGCCCUCGGUCUUGAGAAACACAUAUAGCACCAUAACGGCUCCGCCCGAUGGAGAUUAAGAUAAUUUCCCUGAAUACAAAGGGCCUCAACACUCCAAAGAAGCGUCGACUCCUGUUUCGAGAAUUAAAGAGGAUGAGAGCGGACAUUGCUUUUGUUCAAGAAACCCACCUACCUAAACAGGCCGUUUUUCGGUUGAGGGACCACACAUACGCUGUUUCGUAUGAGGCUAGGUCCCACUGUAAACGUAACGGGGUGGCAAUUCUCAUUAGAGGCAGUUGCCCCUUCCGGGAGACACAUCACGAAGCAGACCCGGACGGUCGGUACAUUAUUGUUUCAGGCAUCUUACACUCACAUCCCAUCCAUCUGAUUAAUAUAUACGCACCAAAUCAGCCUGACACAAGGUUCUGGGAAGGGCUACGAGGGAAAAUCUCGGGGAUGACCCACGGAAUGAUAUUCUUAGGCGGCGACUUCAAUGCGGUCCCGUGUCCAGCGGCAGACAGGAGCUCACGGAGGGGAACUCCUAGAUCACAGGGUAGGGGCGGCCAGGAUCGCCUUCUUAAAGACUUCAUGUCUGAGACCAGACUGGUAGAUAUAUGGCGAGCACACCAUCCGGGGGAUAAGGACUACUCCUUUUAUUCAGCUCCUCACGGAACGUAUUCCAGGAUAGAUCUAUUUUUAACCAACGCUGCGGGAAUGUCCCGAACGGUAGGGUCACAGGUGGGUAAUAUAUCUUGGUCGGAUCACGCGGAUAUCUCCAUCACAUUAGGCAACCUAUGCGUAGCUUCACCAUGGACAUGGAAUUUGAACACGUCCCUGCUUCGUGACCCGAAAAUCCUGGAACAAACUAGGAAAGAAAUAACAGAUUACUUUGAGAUCAACACCACGCCCGACGUGAACGCGAGCACGGUAUGGGCGGCCCACAAAGCGGUCAUCAGGGGGACCCUAAUUAAACUGGCCACUAGGAGAAAGAAAACGAAGUACCAGAAACUGGAAUUUCUACUAGGAAGACUGAGAUCCCUAGAACAAAAACACCAAACUGAGCCAACAGAGGGCAAUCUCAGACAAUUGGAGGCGAUCAGACGUGACACCCGAACCUUACUACUUGAUGAUACGGCGAGAUCUAUGACCUGGUCCAAAAGGACCUUUUUCGAAAAGGCAAACAAGAUGGACACCCUCCUGGCCAGGACGCUUCGCCCGAGGCAGGGGAGGUCCCACAUAACUGCACUUAAACACCCUGACGGCAUGACGAGGACAAACCCAGUGGAGAUAGCAAAGAUAUUCGAAGAUUUCUACCGACGGCUGUAUAAUCACACCCCAGAUGGGAGUCCCUUAGGGGAGCACGAGGAGGAGUAUAUAAGGCAAUAUCUGGACAGGUUAGGAAUGAAAAAAUUGAAUGAGGAGAUGGCAAACACUUUAGCGGCACCUAUCUCAGAAGAGGAAAUAGAUAAAGCUAUAUCGAGCCUGAAAGGCAACAAAGCACCAGGUCCAGAUGGUUUCGAUGGCACAUACUAUAAAACAUUCAGGGAAGAACUCACGCCUCAAUUGACCCGUCUUUUUGACGAUCUCCGGCAGGGUGGUCAAUUAGCCCAUGAUAUGUCACUGGCGACCAUGGUACUGUUGCCCAAACCUGGAAAGGAUCCACUUUACCCCGAGAACUACAGACCUAUCUCGCUGAUCAAUCAUGAUCUUAAGAUCUUAGCAAAAAUUCAAGCAGAUAGAUUAAAUCCGCUUUUGCACUCUAUAAUUCAUGCAGACCAAGUGGGUUUUAUUCAAGGUCGGCAAUUGUUCGAAAACACAAGAAGGAACAUCGACUUGAUUUGGAAACAAGUGACCUCAGAGACCCCUACAUUAGUGGUAUCCAUAGAUGCAGAGAAAGCUUUCGAUAGGGUCAGGUGGCAAUUCCUCUUUCCAGUUUUAAAGAGUUUGGGCCUCCCAGAUGAAUUCCUCACAAUAACAAGAGCAAUGUACCACAACGUUAGAGCACAGGUGCAGAUAUCGGGAGCUCCGCUACAUCCUUUCAAUUUGUACAAUGGAACAAGACAGGGUUGCCCACUAUCUCCCCUUCUUUUUGUCUUAGCGCUCGAGCCCCUACUUCAAGCGAUACGCCAACAUCCGAACAUUGCAGGGGUAAGGGUGGGAGACAAAGAGUUUAAGGUGUCGGCUUACGCAGACGAUGUCCUAUUGACCAUUACAACCCCUCAUGAAUCAAUGAUGGCGAUACAGGAUGUAAUAACGGAAUUCGGUAUGGUAUCAGGUUAUAAAGCAAACAUUCAGAAGUCCAGUGCCCUCCCGAUCUAUAUACCACAAGACGUCAUAGCUAGAUUGCAGGAGACCCACCAAAUAAGAAUGGAAAGGGAUUCGCUGAAGUAUUUAGGGAUAAAUCUGACAGCGGACCCCGUACGUCUAUAUUCUGCUAACUAUGCUCCGCUGCUCAGGGAACUGACGGGAGACCUCGACAAGUGGACAGAUAAACCUAUUUCCUGGAUGGGCAGGAUUAACUCGGUAAAGAUGAACAUUCUUCCACGUAUAUUGUUUCUUUUCCAGGCUCUGCCCAUCCGGGUCACAAAGACACAACUGAUUCCCCUGCAAAGAUCUAUAGGAGAUUUUAUUUGGCAGAAUAAGAGACACAGAAUCUCUAAACAGAUCUUAUACAGACGAAAGGAUAGGGGGGGUCUGGGCCUCCCAAAUCUUUACUUCUACUAUCUGGCGGCCCAAUUGACGCAGAUCGCCAUGUGGCACUCCACGCCAGAUGAGAGAAGGUGGGUAGACAUCGAAUCUAUGAUGGUGGGCGUAGAUGUGCCGCAGUUUACAAUAUGGGUUCCCAAAGAACACAGACCGAUGAUACGGGUCACGUCCCCGGCAAUCCUAAACUCGAUUUGGAUAUGGGACAAAUGUACCACCAAAUAUGGGCUGGCGUCAUCCCCCUCUCCCUUGACCCCGAUCCUCCGCAAUAGAGAAUUCCCUCCCGGCAUGGCCCCCAGAAAUUUCCGCAAUAUAGAAAGAACGGGUCUACAACGGCUACAUCAGCUAUAUCAAAACGGGGAGCUUAUACAAUUUGCAGACUUACAAUCGGGUAACCAUCUAACCCCCGCGGACUUCUUCAGGUUUGUCCAAAUUCGGGACUUCGCGAAACAACAACAUAUUAAAACUGCUGCCCUGGGGAAACCCACCUUCUAUGAGAAGCUAUGCUCCGACGGGGUUUCCCCCAAGGGGAUGAUCACGUUAAUAUAUGCACAUCUCAGUGAAGAAAAUAGAGAAUGGGGAAGUUUGUCUUAUACGGCCCAAUGGGAGACCGACCUCGGGGAGGUUCUAGAGGGGGUAGAGUGGCAGGAAAUAUGGGAAGCGAACGCAAAAGUCUCAAUAUGUGUCACCCUCCAGGAGCAGUCUUGGAAAACUAUGUUUCGGUGGUACACUACUCCAAUCAAAUUACAUAAAAUGCACAAACUGGAGACGGAUGAUUGCUGGAGGGGAUGCGGGAUCCGAGGAUCAUACAUCCACAUGUGGUGGGAAUGCCCGAAGCUGCGGGUUUUUUGGGGAUCUGUGGAGGAUUUGGUGAGACAAACUUUCGAUCGGCCCCUAAAACUUGAUCCGUGGAUCUACUUGCUGAAUAGAUCGGUAGACGGGUGGACGAAGAGGGAACAGACACUAGUACAUAAGAUCACCUUGUGUGCACGUCGCGCGAUAGCGUUAGCGUGGCUCACUCCUGAGGGCCCAGAAUUCUCAGGGGUUAUCUCUAGAAUCAAAGAGUGUAGAAUCAUGGACGAUCUAACUGCAAGGGUGAGAGGGAAUACUACGACAUUCCAUAAAACAUGGGAACCAUGGGACAAUAGCAUACUGGGUUCGAACGAAGAUUGAGAGCCUCACACAAGUGGGAAUGAACUCAUGAUAUCCACAUCCUUAUGUAAAGUGACACGUCUGUUAAUGCCACAACUGAACUGCCCCCCCCCCCCCAUCCGCCCUCCCUCCACCUCCUUCUUUGCUAUUUCCUUUUUCUUGGGUUUUCUAUCCUAUCCUUUUCCUCUCCUUUUCUAAUUAUUCUUAAUUCUUUGUUUUCCGUUUCUUUAUUCAAGCAGGAUCAUACGGUCAGAGGACUGAAGCAGCUAAAGUACUGAAGGGAUAAACGUACAUAAAGGCUAAUCGUUUUCCCUAUCGGUCUGCCCUAGGUUAAAAUAACUUACCCUAAUGGACUGGGGGCCCCAAGGUUUUUUCUGGCAGAAAGCGCAUGCAAGGUCCAGGUCGAGUAUUACCUAUCUACAAGCUAUGUAAUUCCUUGUGGCCCCCUUGUGAGCCUAAAUAUGUAUAUUAUACCUGUGAUGUUUAUAGUGUUUUGUAAAACCUUCCGUAGCCGUCAGGUACCAAGGUUUUCUUAAUUCGAGGAAAGGGCUAAGGUUAUAUUAGGGGAUGUACGCCAUGUUCUCAAAACUUAUAUCCAAAUUGGCUUCUGCGUAAGCCCCAAAGUUACAUGCAUUCCUGUUGAGUAUAUUGUGCAAACUCAAAGUUUUAUAAAAAUAGAAAAAUCCCUUGGCAGGUAGCCAAAUUAGCUUAUAGGCUCCAUAAUUUACUGUCUAUGCAUUAUAUUAGCACAUGUAUAAAUACAAUUGAACUUGCUUACUGUUUAUCAGGCUUUUGCACAAGCCGUCACGUUAAUGUUACCUGACUACCAUUGCCAAGAUGAAAAAAUAAAGAAUUAAAAAAAAGUCAAAAUGAGCUGGCAUGGAAACCAACGCAGAACACACAAUAAAAGGCAUGCAAACGACAAAGCUCAGCUCCCUACCUUUCCACAGCUUGAGAAAUGCACCAAAAAGUCCCAAAACAACUGCAAACAAUUUCCAGAAUGGCUCCAAAACUCGAUGCAAAAGCCGUUCCAACACCUCCACACUCAAUGCCACGUGCUACCCACAGGCUCCAGCAUGCAUGAAGUGGUGCUAUAAACCUCUCAGGUGCAAUGCAUCCUGGGGAAACUUGCUUUGUAUUGCGAAAAAAAAUUGUAAACAGAGGCAUUAUUUUCAAUGGAUUUUCAUUUGUAAACCAAAAAUUAUGUUAACAGAGUUGUUUGUAAACCGAGGUCCCACUGUAUAGUUACCUGGGAGGCCAAUGGAUAAAUCUUUUACUCCAAGACAUACACACCUAGACACUCCCUUAACCGUCCCCAAAACAGCAAGACACUUCUAUAAACACUAUUUCACACAUAUGUGAUAUACUCUCCUUACCAGCUAUGUUCUUGAUAGAGGCUCCUUCCCUGCGUUGUGUGCACCAGCCAACCUCAUCAGUAAUAUAUCGGCCUACAGCUGUAGAAAGCAGGACCUUAACCUUAGCUGGAACACUCAGUAAACACUGCUAGCCAGCCAGCUUUCUCAGACACAUUAAAAAGGCUCCGGACACAUCCCUGAUAAAAGACAGAGCCACCAGUUUUUCAGUGUAAAGAGAGUGGCCAAACCUCUGAUAUUCCUCUCUAUUACAAGACUAUCCGCAAUCAUUAUUCUAGGGCCAAUCAGAGGACAGAACAGGAAGGUGGCUGAAGCAAGGGACAAAAGGUUAUAUAAAAUCAUCUCCGCUCCUAUAGCAAAUAUAUAAUUUCCCACUGUGAUAAAUUAUAUAUUUACUGUCUUAGGAGCACUGACCCUUCCCAUGGUAAGUACUAAAUAGUUUUAGUACAAUUUGACAACUUUCUUAGGCCCCACCAUGUGUCCAUGGAUGCAUAUCCUGAGGAAAAUCUAGAUUGCUCUAUAGAGCUGAGGAAGGGCCAUCCUGGACCACGCACAAUCUGAGAGCUUCAGCUGAGCACUCUCUGCCAAUGUCCUAUUUUAUUCUUUAUUUCUUCUGCAAGACUAGAUGUUCUGAUGCUUGGUGGAUCCAGGGAAAUGGUAAAACCAUACUUAAACAGUUGGACUAUUUACCAUGGGACAGCACAGGGCACUCCUGGAACCAUAACCACUACAGUGGGCUGUAGUGAUUGUGAUGCUGGCAGUGUUCCUUUAAGGUUAACUGGAAAUGGCAAAACAUAAUUGGCCUUUGAUAUAUAUUUUAGUACUUAUAAUAAAAGUGAGAAUGUGUCAUAGCUACUUUUAUUACAAAUUAUUCGAAUUCAAAGUUUUAUAAAAGAAAAUGUGCAUAUUUUAAAUAAACAUUCUGUUUGAUAAAUUAAUACAAUUUGUUUUUCUCCCUAUAAGGUUCGACUGCAAAUGACCAAAGCUUUCAGGGCUGAGAAAAUCCCAUAAGAAUCACGUUUACCUGUAAUAAAAUGCCUUUUAAUGUAUAUAUCGUGUAUGUGUGUGUGUAUAUAUAUAUAUAUAUAUAUAUAUAUAUAUAUAUAUAUAUAAAAUUGGUACACUGUCAUUUAAAUAAAUAUUUGUAUGUUUUCUAUUUCUGUGAGUAUCUUAUUUUUUCCUCUGACCUGAAAUAUACUGGUUGCCAUGUAUAGUAUGUAUGUGUGUGUGUAUAUAUAAUGCACGAUUUGCCCAUUCGAUUAAUGGAAAGAUCAUGUUUUAGAAUUGCAUACUGGAUAGAUGGUGACAUCUCCCAUGAAUGAACAGGAAUGAAAGUGCAGUGAUUCGCUUUUGUAUCUUGUGUUUGUAUAUAAUUUGUGGUUGGGGACCAAAGUUGACUAUAGACUAAAAACAAAUAUUGAAAAUGCCUUUAGGGUGCAUAUUGGUUUUGGGAUGCCGAAAUCAAAAAACGAGUAGUAGGGACCACCUACUAAAAUAAUUAAUUAUAGGGAGUGAUUCCUGAUGCUUGGAGGUAUCAAUUAUAAUAUUAUAGAGUAUUUGUGAAAUGUGUAUUGUGGGGUUUCAGAUAUAACUUAAAGGACCACUAUAGUGCCAGGAAAACACUCGUUUUUCUGGCACUAUAGUGCCCUGAGGGUGCCCCCACCCUCAGGGUCCCCCUCCCACCCGGCUCUGGGGAGAGGAAGGGGUUAAAAUCUUACCUUUCUCCAGCGCCAGGUGGGGAGCUUUCCUCCUCCUCUCCUUCUUCCUAGCGACGUCAUCGGCUGAUUGCGCAUUCGCGGCAGGAGCCGCACGCGCAUUCAGCCAGUUAAUAGGAAAGCAUUUACAAUGCUUUCCUAUGGACGCUGGCAUCUUCUCACUGAGAAUCAAUGAGACAGCCACUAGAGGCUUUAGGGGCUGGAUUAACCCUCAGUGUAAACUUAGCAGUUUCUCUGAAACUGAUAUGUUUAUUAAAAAAAUAAAAUAAAUAAAAAUAAAAGGUUAAUCCUAGCUGGACCAGGCACCCAGACCACUUCAUUAAGCUGAAGUGGUAUGGGUGCCUGUACUGGUCCUUUAAACAUUUUUAUCUCCUGUUCUAUAAAUUUUACAUACAUAAGGCUCCUGCAGGGACUAGGAAGAUAUUAACAGAGCAGGAGAUCAAACAGUCUUAAUUAAAAAGAAUUUGCAAUAAAGGAAGUGGAAACAGAUGACUGUUUACUGGAAGUGUUUAGGAAGGGAGGUAUAUAAGCACAGUAAUUUAACUCCUAAAUGGCAGAUAAUUGAUCCAUGAGACUGCAAGGGUGUGAUCUAUAUACCAAAACUGCUUCAUUAAAACUGCUUUUAACAUCUGGUGUCAGUAAAAAUGCCUUUGUUCCAGUCAAUUGGGGAUCUCUUGCCUGUUGUAUAUAUUCCUUCUAAUGAGCAUGUUAGGACGCAGUGGCUUGUACUGAUUAUAUAUACAGUAUGUGACAACAGUGAAAAAAAUUACACUCUGCUACAAUUUAAAGUAGCAAGUGUACAGCCUGUAUAAGAGUGUAAAUUUUCAGUCCCCCCAAAAUAACUCCAUGUGGCAAACUUCCCUUUUUACCUGAGUUUGCCACGAGCUCCUGGAGGAGCCUGCUUGCCAGCCUCCUGCCCACAGACUAUGUGCCCUGCAGGAAAAUCUGUAAAAAGACUACCGAACUUGACCGAAUGUUAGCACUGAUUUCCCUGGAACUGUUUUGGGCAUGAGGCCAUGCUUGUGGUCAGUCAAAACUAUGACUUCCAGGAAAUUCCUGUACCCCUGAACCGAUCUGGGUGUUUUUUGGAUAUGUUGUUCAGAUCUGGGCUAUCCAGGUUUUGUGUGUUUUAAGGUACUUUGGGGGGUUUCAUAAAAUUGUAUGUUUUUUUUUUCUGUGCUUGGAGAUAAUUAGGUUAGAUUAGUACAGUUCCUGAUUCAAUUAUCUCCCAAGCACAGAGGAGGGAUUCUAUUGUUUGUGUAUGGGAGUGUCUCUCUGUAUGACUGUUUUUAUCGGUUGUUCACUUUAUGUCCCUGUGCCCAACCUGGGUGUCGCCCUUGUUGGGAAACUUGCAUAAAAGGCCAGUGUGCCUCCAUUAAAAGCGUUUCCAGCUUACACUCCAAAAUUUACACUGUUAUACAGGAUGUACUUACUACUUUACAUUGUUGCAGAGUGCAAUUGAUUCAGUGUUGUCACCUGAAAAGAUAUAAAAUAUAUUUACAAAAAUGUGAGAUUGUGUGUGUGUGUGUGUGUGUGUAUAAUCCUAUCCCCUUUUGAGGGGCCUUUUUUUUCCUAAAGCAACAUAAGUAGAUCCAACCACAUUCAAAAGACCUCUAAUAAGAGGUCUAACACCAUACACAGCCUGGAAUAUUAAGCAUAAAAGGAAACACAAAAGAAAAUAAUGGAUUACAUACCAAAAGUACAGUGAGGGAAAAAGGUACUUGAUCAAAGGAUUGAUCAGUCUAUAAGUUUAAUGAUGGUGUAUUUUAACAGUGAGAGACAGAAUAACAACAACAACAAAAUCCAGAAAAACAUGUCAAAAAAGUUAUAAAUUGAUUUGCAUGUCGAUCAGUGAAAUAAGUAUUUGACCCCUUCGACUUAGUACUUGGUGGCAAAACCCUUGUUGGCAAUCACAGAGGUCAAACGUUUCUUGUAGUUGGUCACCAGGUUUGCACACAUCUCAGGAGGGAUUUUGUCCCACUCCUCUUUUGCAGAUCCUCUCCAAGUCAUUAAGGUUUCGAGGCUGAUGUUUGGCAACUUGAACUUUAAGCUCCCUCCACAGAUUUUUUAUGGCAUUGGAGACUGGCUAGGCCAUUCCAGGACUUUAAUGUGCUUCUUCUUGAGCCACUCAUAUGUUGCCUUGGCUGUGUGUUUUGGGUCAUUGUCAUGCUUAAAUACCCAUCUAAGACCCAUUUUCAAUGCCCUAACUGAGGGAAGGAGGUUCUCGCCCAAGAUUUGACUGUACAUGCCCCUGUCUUUUAUCUCUUUGAUGCAUUUGUUCUGUCCCCUUAGCAGAAAAACACCCCCAAAGCAUAAUGUUUCCACCUCCCUGUUUGACAGUGGUGAUGGUGUUCUUGGGUGUCAUAGGCAGCAUUCCUCCUCCUCCAAAAACACAUUGAGUUGAUGCCAAAGAGCUUGAUUUUGGGCUCAUCUGACCACAACACUUUCACCCAGUUCUCCUCUGAAUCAUUCAGAUGUUCAUUGGCAAACUUCAGACGGGGCUGUACAUGUGCUUUCUUGAGAUGGGGGACCCACAUUGCGGGUGCUGCAGAAUUUCAGUCCUUCACGGCGUAGUGUGUUACCAAUUGUUUUCUUGGUGACUAUGGUCCCAGGUGCCUUGAGAUAAUUGAAAAGAUCCUCCUGUGUAGUUAUAGGCUGAUUCCUCACCAUUCUCAUGAUCAUUGAAACUCCACGAGAUGAGAUCUUGCAUGGAGCACCAGACCGAGGGAGACUGACAGUUACUUUGUGUUUCUUCCAUUUGCGAAUAAUCACACCAACCGUUGUCACCUCACCAAGCGGCUUGGCGAUGGUCUUGUAGCCCAUUCCAGCCAUGUGUAGGUCUACAAUCUUGUCCCUGACAUCCUUGGACAGCUCUUUGGUCUUGGCCAUGGUGGAGCGUUUUGAAUCUGAUUGAUUACUUCUGUGGACAGGUGUCUUUUAUACAGUUAAUAAGCUGAGAUUAAGAGCACUCCCUUUAAGAGAGGGCUCAUAAUUGCAGCUCUUUACCUGUAUCAAAGACCCCUGGGAUACAGAAAUCUUGCUGAUUGAUACGGGAUUAAAUGACCACUAUAGGCACCCAGACCACUUCAGCUUAAUUAUGUGGUCUGGGUGCCUGGUCCAGCUAGGGUUAACCCUUUUUUUUUUUAAUAAACAUAGCAGUUUCAGAGAAACUGCUAUCUUUAUAAAUGGGUUAAUCCAGCCUCUAGUGGCUGUCUCUUGACAGCCGAAUAUGAAUGCUUUCCUAUGAGACUGGCUGAAUGCGCGCGCAGCUCCUGCCGUGCAUGUGCAUUCCACCGGAGAGGAGGAGGAGAGCUCCCCGCCCGGCGCUGGAGAAAGGUGAGUGUUUAACCCCUUCCUCUCCCCAGAGCCUGGCGGGAGGGGGUCCCUGAGGGUGGGGGCGCCCUCAGGGCACUGUAGUGCCAGGAAAACUUGUAUGUUUUCCUGGCACUAUAGUGGUCCUUUAAAAAUGUAUUUAACUCAUUGACAUGCAAAUCAAUUUAUACGUUUUUUGACACGCAUUGUCUGGAUUUUUUUGUUUGUUUGUUAUUCUGACUCUAACUGUUAAAAUACACCUACCAUUAAAAUUAUAGACUGAUCAUUUCUUUGUCAGUGGGCAAACGUUCAAAAUCAGCAGGGGAUUGAAUACUUUUUUCCCUUACUGUAAACUGGAAAAAUGAUAUUGGAGAAAAAAAGGCACACCCCCCAAAAAUAAAAAAUAAAUCUUUUUGCUGUAAGCCUUUCUCAAGGGAGUACAAACUGUAUCAAAACACCUUAAAUACUUUGUGAGUGAUAACAAUUGAUUCCCAAGGGUAAUGGGUGGCCACCCACUAAUUGGCAAAGUAACCCUCUCCAACAGUCACAUGACCAAUAUUGAGAGCAUCUUGUAACAUUUAAAAAAAAAAAAUGAAAAUAACGUGGGAAAAAAGGAAUAAUAAAAAAAACAGAAAAUGCAAAUAACAAGCUUUAGAUCUGAUCCCUGAAUCAAAAUGUUCAAGCAUACAGCAUUCUUACAGUAAGGGGGUAGAAAAUGCAGCAUCAAUAAGCUGUUAAAGCGGAAUUACAUGCAGAGUAAAAACUGAAAACCUAAAUAGACAAAAUGCCAUAGAGAAAAUUGAUAAACACAUGCCCCUUAGAGUGGCUAAAAGCAAGUAAAAAAUCCACGCAAUCUGAUAGAUCGAAAGAACUAUAGAUGCCCAACAGUAUCUGUAUUAUUGAACGCGGAAUUAAUCAUAGUCACAGAGACGAACAUGCAUUCCAAAGCACCCCAGUAGAACAUAAAUUAGGCCAAAGAAAUUGAAAAACAAUUUGAAAAAAAUACAAAAAAGCGUGGAAAAAGAGAAUAUACUAAUAUAAGCAUAUAUUAGUAAUUCGUUUCAAAGAUCCAAGGUAAGUGUCAUCUCACAUCAAGACCAGUUGAUAGCUACAUCAUAACAAAAAAUAAUAUAAGUUCACAUCAAAAUCAAAUGAAGAUCAAGAGAAAAUAGUAUGAGAGAAACAAAAUAAAUGAAGUGUAAAAAAAUAAAUCUUUAUUAAUAAUUGACCACAAAGAUCAGUGACAAAUGGCAUAUAUUGCCAAGAACAGAAGACAAAAUCAUAAACAAAAAAUGUGAAAAAUAAGGUGAACCCAAUAUGGAGAUUAACUGAGCCAAGUUGUCUGGAAAGAAUUGAAAGUGGCAAAUCUGGUUGAUUUAUUCCAACUCCCCAUUUUCUAUGUUGACCGUUCCUGCCAUGAUGAUGAUGAAACGAUAUAGUACCUCUGCAAGGAUGUCAACUUGUCCCAAAAAUCAUAUAAGCUCACCAGUUGACUGAUGAUAUCAUCAAAAGAUGAUAGUUUCUUUUUUUUUUUUUUUUAUAAUUUAUUUAUUUCAAUUUUUCUUAUUCAAGACGUACAAGACAUUAACAUCAUCCAUACUAAUAUAAAAAACAUAAAAAAUGUAAACAUUUAGCGCUAGUUAGAUAGGACAUGUGGUAUUACAUAUAUACAUAGAGAUUAAAUAUUGCUCAUUAUCAUGUAUUUACAAUAUUAUUGCUUGUUCCCCAUUUCUUUAAACAAAUCCAAAUACCAAAAUAACGAGAACAAUGAGCAUGACAAAAAUUUUCAUCCAACCGUCCUAAAAUUAGAGUUUCGUCUCCCAUAAUAGUCAUCCUUCUUCACUAUCUAUUGUUACUUUUAUUAAAUAAUUAGCUUUACUGGAUUCAUUAGUAUGAUGUACUUAACAAACAUACAAAAACAAACUUGCAUUGCAGACUCUACUUGGGGUAUUGCAGUGGCACCUCUAUUUCACUACCUUAAAGAAAUGAAAAGGAAAAGAUGUAAAAAAAAAAAACCACACAGCUAUUCUAUUAAUUUUGUCCAGGAUUUUAUCUGGACAGACUCUCCAUUUUUUCUUUCCAGAAAUUGCUAACAUCUCUUAUUUUUAUUGACUGAUGUCCCAAGGCUUCCAUGGUUAAUUGGUAUUGGACUUGUGAAUAUAACUGGGCUUGUGUAAAAUUUGCGCUACUCUUCCAAUUCCUUGCGAUUAUUAUUUUUGUUGCUGCUACAAAAUGGACAUAUAUAAAUUUGUUCUUAAAAAGGAGUGAUUGCAAAUUUAAGUGAAAUAGACCAUUAUGGUGACCUCUAGGGAUUUUUGUUUCUGUAAUAUACUCCAAUGAUUCAAAAGCCAUAAACCACAGAAUUUUCACCUUACUGCAGUCCCACCAUAUAUGUCCAAAAGUCCCCUCUUUGUCAUUGCAUCUCCAACACAGUGGGGAAUUAGAAGUGUACAUUUUGGACAAUCUGGUGGGAACUAAAUACCAGCGAUUCAUUAAUUUAAAUAAUACCUCAAGAAGGUUCAAACAAUGGAUUAUUUUACUUGUUUGGUAUAAUACUUGAUCCCAUUCAGACUUAAGAAUCUGUACAUUUAACUCUUUACUCCAUUUUUGAAUAUUUACAUUUAAAUUUGGUGCUUCAAGUUGAAGAAGAGCAGUCCUUGCCUUUGAAACUAUUUGCGAUACCUUCUCAUUUCUUAAUAGAACUAUCAAAUUUUUUAUACCCGCUGUAGGUCGAUGUAACAAAAACUGUUUAAUAAAGCUUCUGAUUCUUAAAUAAUUAUACCACUCUUUCCUAGGUAGUGAAAAUUCUUGUAUCAAAUUUUCAAAUGAUUUAAUUUUAUCUCCCGCUAUUAUUUGAUUUAUAUAAUCAAUGCCUCUCCUUGUCCAUUCACUGAUAUUUAAAUCUUUCAUCCUUAGUUGUAUAAUACUGAGGUUAAAGUUUCCCAAUAUUUUAUUGCGGAUUCCGCUAUUAAUCCUCAGCUUUUCCCACUCCAUUAGAAUGGAUUUCAAGCAAUUAUUAGAAGUACAGACCUUUUUAAUUCUUUGGUCUUGAUUAGUUAGCCAUAACAAUUGAUGUAAAUUUUCCAUUUCUACCAUCUCCAUUUCUAAUUGAUACCAUCCAGCUUCCUCUGAACUUGAUAAUUGCGUCAUAUAUAUGAAACAUCAUAUUAGCUAAAUAAAUUAUGUUGACGUUUGGGAAAUUUAUCCCUCCUUUCCUGCUCUUCUGCAUCAAAAGAUGCUUAUUCAUCCUCGGCCUUUUUCCUUUCCAUAUAAAAUUAUUUAUAUCUCGUAUCAUAGAUAACCAUGGUUGUGGCAUUCUCAAAGGGAUCAUACAAAAUAAAUAGGACCAUUUAGGGAGUAAGUACGAGUUAACCAAAUUGAUUCUACCCCACCAGGAUAAUUCAAUUUGUCUCCAUCUUUUUAAUGACUCAUGUGUCGAUCUAAAUGUUUUCAAAAAAUUUGUUUGCAACGUAUCUUUUAAAUCAUCAGAAAUCACUAUACCUAGAUAAGAUAACCUGUUUUUAUCACAGUUAAAUUUAUAUUUAUCUUUAAUCUGUUGGAUAGAGUCGCUAGAAAUAUUUAUAGCUAAAAAAGUAGAUUUCGUUGCAUUUAUUUUAUAAUUUGAAAUCAGACUGUAUUUAUCUAUCUCUUCCAUUAAGGCACUAAGCGAUUCGACAGGGUCGGUUAGGGUCAAAAUCAAGUCAUCCGCAUAUAGAUUCAAUUUAAAUUCUUUCUCUCUGUGCCUAAAUCCUUUAAUUCGAGGGUUAUCUCUUAUAUUAAUAGCUAGAAUCUCCAUUGUCAUAAUAUAUAAGAUAGGCGACAAAGGACAACCCUGUCUCGUGCCAUUUUUUUAUGUAAACCACUCUGAACAUAUAUUUGGAGCCACUGUUCUUGCUUUUGGGCCUUCGUAUAGAGCUAAAAUAGCGUUAAGCAUCCUGCCCUGGAUUCCAAAUUUUUCCAUAGUUUUCCUUAAAAAGUCCCAACCGACCCUGUCGAAAGCUUUCUCGGCAUCUACAGCCAAUACAAAUAAAGAUUUAUUAUUUCUUCUAGAUGCAUCUAUCAACUCCAAUAAUCUUCUAGAAUUAUCUACCGGAUCUCUACCUUGUACAAAACCAAUUUGAUCAUUUUUGAUUAUAUAAUCCAUUAGUCCCCUUAGUCUAUUAGCCAAAACUGAUGAAAAGAUUUUAACAUCUGUGUUAAUUAAAGAGAUGGGUCUAUAAUUCUCCACCUUUAAAGGGUCUUUAUUAUCUUUUAAAAUUGGAAGAAUAUUUGCACUCAGCAUUUCGGUAGGAAAUUUGCCAACUGAUACGAUUUCGUUAAACAUAUUUGUUAAAUGGGGAACUAUAAUGUUUUUAAAGGAUUUGUAAAAUAUAUUUGCAAAACCAUCUGGACCUGGCGUCUUAUCUGAUUUUAAUUUGUUUAUUACUGCCUCUACUUCUUGGACUGUAAUUAAAGUAUUUAACUUAUUACUUUGUUCUAAUGUUAAUUUAGGUGUAUUGGUUUUACUCAGAUAAUCCUCUUCAUUUAUUAUCGGGGGAGUUAGAUUGUACAAAGCCUCAUAGUACUUAUUAAAUCUCUCACCUAUUUUUUUUGGGUCUAAAUAUACCCCCUCUUCAUCCACUAUCUUUACUAUUUUGCUGGAUCCAAUUUUAUCUCUUAAUUUUUUUGUCAUGUUUCUAUCUGCUCGGUUCCCCCUAUAAUAAUAAUUUGCUUUAAGUUUAUUCAUUAGUUUUGCAUUCUUUGCUAUCAAAAAAUUAUUAAUUCUGUUCUGAAUACUUUUCAGUUCAUCUGCAUUUUCUUUAGAAGGAGACUGCUUAUUCUUACUUGCGAUCUUUUUUAAUUCUGCUUGUAGUCCUAGAAAAAUUCUAUUAUUUUCUACUUUAUAUCUUGUUUGUAUACUUAUUAUAUUGCCUCUCAUUGUGGAUUUAAAGGCACACCAAUUGUUUAUAUAUGAGGUAUCAUUAGGAUCGUUUUCAAGAAAAAAGGUUACUAUUUGUUUUUCUAGUAUAUCAAGAUUGAUCUUAGAUUUUAACAAAUUAUCCUCCAUACGCCAGGUAUCACGACCAAUCCUGGUCCAUUGAUUCUUCAUCUCCCACAUAUUAAUACUGUGGUCUGACCAAGUAUUAUCAAGUAUCUUAAAAUAUUUAAUAUUCGUCAAUGCUGUCAUAUUGCCCCACACCAUAUCUAUUCGAGAAUACGAAAGAUGUACACGUGAAAAAAACGUAUAUUCCAAUGAGUCAGGAUUGGUCGUUCUCCAAAGAUCAAAAUAGUCAAAAUUAAUCAUAAUUCUAUUAGUAGAUCUUGCAAGUUUAUCUGUUCUUUUUUGAUGUAUGAACUUUUUUAUAUUUAGAUUUAUAAGGAUUUUUUCAUGGUUCUUAUGAUUUGUUUAUUUUUAUAUGAAUAAAUAUUUUGUGUAUAUGUACAUUUUUAUCUUAUUCUACAGCUGCUGCUUUGGAGUGUAAUUUUUCUAGUGGUCAUAUUUUAUUUGGAGCGCUCACAUACCCUUGUUGGUUUAUAUUUUAUUUGGUUGUUUAGUCGCUCUUUUAUAUGUGACGCAGCCCUGCUUAUUAUUGUGUAUAGAGUUUUUGUAUACUCCAAUUCAGAUUAUUUUGAUGUUUAUUGUAUUGGUAAUAUUUAUUUCGGAGAGCGCAAUUUAGAUCUGAAUUGGAGAUUUAUUUAUUUAUUAUUUACAUAACUUUAGAUUUAAAACGUUAUUUUGGAUUAACAUUUUUCCUUUUAAAUAUGCCUUUAGUAAGCCUUACUGAAAGGGCGAAUAGAAGGUUGAAUCUACUCACUGAUAAGGAGGAUAAUCCCUCACCACAUAAGGCAGAAUCCCAUAUAAAAAACCUCUUUUUUGAGCUUGAGAAGCAUUUGAAAACUGAAAUGAGGGAUUGGUGGGAUCAGGCGUUGCUGGAAAAGUAUCUAGAACAGAAACUUAUCCCUAGGGGUCUAAGGUUCGAUAAGAGACCAUUCUUCUCGGAUCAUACACAAUUAGAGAAUGAAUGGCUAGAAGCUCUAGAUAAUUGUUCUGUGAUACUGAUGCAAAUUUUGGUCAGAUAUAGACAGUAUAGAUUAAAAAGAACAGAAACUGAGAUAGAGUUAAUCCACUCUCAGAUAAGUACUACGGAUAAUUCUGACCUUGUAACAGAAUUGGAUAACAAUGUUAAUAAUAGGAUGACUAAGUUUGAGAAAGAGAUUGUCACCAAAAAGAACUCUAAAUUCCUCAGAGACAAAAAAGAUUUUGAGGGUGGCCUCAUUAGAAAUUGGCAGAGGAAGGUCUAUAGGAAGAACAGGGAUACUCCCAUUUUAAGAUCAGGGAAUAAGUCCGAGAUUCGUAAUCCCCACUCUAUUCAUCAGUAUCCCAAAAAAAGAAAUAUGAAUCUUGGGAAUCCUUCACGUGAAUCUUAUAAUAAGACUACUGGACAUGGUCACAAUACUUAUGCGGAAAUAGCGAGAUCUAAGCCACAUAAUCAGAUGAAUCAGAGUUAUACUCCAAGACGUGGUUAUAAUCGAGAUGAGAGAGAUAUCCGCUAUACUCCGAAGAAGCCAUAUAACAAUGCUUGGAGAAAACCAGAUAAUCCCAAUCAUAUUCCUCUCUCAGAGUCUAGGGACCUCCUCAUUAGAAGAUGCACCAAUGAUUCAAGUGCCAACACAGACCCCAAUGAAUUGGGAGCUCGCCCCAAACCGCCACGAUCCCAUAAUUAUGGCUCUUCAAGAGAUGUUCAUUUUUUAGGGGAAGGUCCAUCAGACAUUCCCAAGACCUUUCCGUUAUUCUCCAAGAGGGGGGGCAGGAAAAGAGAUACACCCACAGGGGAACAAGAGGAAAGAGAAAUGAACCCCAACAAAUCGAGGUGCCUCCCUUAGUGGGAAUCUUUAAUUUGUCUACUCAUACAUUGAAAGCCUCAGAGAUUUCCUUGUUGAACAAAGGUUUGAACUUCGCCCCCCUCAGUAAUCCCAAUAUCUUGGAUUUAUUUAGGGAUCUUAAUCAUUUCAUUAGGAAAUUGACCCUUACCAGGUCAUUCAAUAUUAAGGAGGCCAAUAGUAUAAUUGAAUGUCCUGGUUUUUUAAAUGAACCACAAGAUAAGAUUAUACUUAAGAAUUUGAUAGGUCUCCUUAAUGAACAAACAGAGCCUGGGAUCACAAUUGAUGCUUUGGAGGUUAUAGACGCUAGUAUAACUACAGGUCUUAAACCACCUUCCACUUAUCAUCCUGUAGCAGAUAAAGGAGGAUUCCUACCUAUUUUCUAUGAACUGGUGUUGAAGGAUUUUAGAUCUUUAGUCACCAGUCUAAAUGUCAAACAAAGAAAUUGGAAGUUGGAAUAUAACCUUACGAAUCUGGAAAGGGCAGCACUGAAAGACCUUAAGAAAGAUCAUAACAUCGUUAUCAAGGGGGCUGAUAAGGGAGGUGGGAUUGUUCUCCUUGACAGAGAGAACUACCUCAAGGAAGCAUAUCGGAUUUUGGAAGAUACAAAUUAUUAUAAAACCCUCGCUUUUAAUCCCACUACUCAAUUCACCAGGGAUCUCAAAACCUGGGUGAAUAGGAUGUUUGAUAUAGGGGUUAUUGAUAAAUCAGAAAAAGGUUUUCUACUCUCCGGUGGAGACAAUAUACCCAUCUUUUACUUCCUUCCGAAGAUCCAUAAGUCCCUCACUAAUCCACCUGGUAGACCUAUUAUUUCAUCUAUUGGUUCUCUUACAGCACCCUUAUCAAAAUGGGUAGAUAUUCAUCUUCAGAAAAUUAUGAUCAACCUUCCUUCGUAUAUUAAAGACACGGGACAUGUAUUAUCAUUGAUGCAGGAGAUUUCCUGGCAGGAGAAUUAUUGUUGGCUGACCGUGGAUGUGGCAGCCCUAUAUUCAAAUAUCGACCACAAGUUGGGCUUGAAAGCUAUUCAACAUUUCCUUUUGGAAGAUCCCCUUCUCCCUCGUUGUCAAGUGGAAGCAAUUUUGGAAAGUAUAUCCUUUAUUUUAACCCAUAAUUAUUUUUGUUUUAAUGGGCAGUUCUACCUACAAAUAAAAGGCACAGCAAUGGGGGCCAGUUUUGCCCCAGCAUAUGCAAAUAUCUUUAUGGGCCUGUGGGAAUCCAUCCAUAUAUUUAAUCAUCCUAUAUGGAGAGAACAUCUUAUAUUUUAUAAAAGAUUUAUCGACGACAUCUUGAUUAUUUGGAAGGGUGAUCUUGAUGAUACUGAUAACUUUGUCCAUUAUCUCAAUAACAACGAAUGGGGAUUAUCUUUUACUAGUAAUAAAAAUAAGACAACCAUUGAGUUCCUUGAUUUGAUCCUAUGCGGGAAACCUGGACAUGUCCUCACUAAAACUUUUAAGAAACCGGUCGAUGUUAAUGGUUUUUUACAUUCAACGAGUGGUCAUCAUCCAACGUGGAUUAAUAAUAUCCCGUAUGGUCAGUUUAUUAGACUACGCCGAAAUUGUUCUCUCUUGGAAGACUUUGAAGAAGAAUCUUUGGAAUUAUGUCAACGUUUCCUGGAUAAAGAUUAUGAUCCAAACACCAUUUAUCAGGCAUAUCAUAAGGCUAGAAACAUUUCGAGAAAUUCACUCAUAGAGCCUUAUAUUGAUCAGGAGUCUCCAGCUAGAUCUCCCGUGCCAUCAGUUAAACAUAUGGAAGUAUUAUCCCUUUUGGAAAAUUCAACUCCUAAAAGAAGAUCCAACACCCGGAAUAAAUUUAACAUCAGUACUAGGGAUGUUUCUCAUAAUAAGGGUCCCAUAUUUACCACUACCUUUAAUAGGGCAUAUGACCAGAUUAUUUCCAUUCUACGCCAACAUUGGUCUAUUUUAUUAUUGGAUCCUUGGUUGAAAUUUAGUUUAGCUGGGUCACCAAGAAUAACCUUUAGGAAAAAUAGAAAUUUAAAGAACUUGUUAGCUCCAUCUAAGCUUGCCUCAGCAGAAUCCCAUAACACAUUGGCAGCCCUUGGUGUAGGGAAUUUCAAAUGCGGUUCAACGCGAUGUCUAACAUGUCAGUAUAUACACCAUGGAGGUUUGGAUUUCUCGUCUUCUUCGAAUAAUGAGACUUUCCAAGUAACCUCAAGGAUUACCUGUAACACCCCAUAUGUUGUCUAUUUACUGAAGUGUUCGUGUGGAUUGCUUUAUGUUGGCCAGACUUCUAGGUCAUUGAAAACUAGGUUCAGAGAACACAGACUAGCGAUCAUUAAACAGGAUAGAAAAUCCCCGGUAGCUAGACACUUCCAAAUGGCUCAUGAGAGCAAUCCUUUAUAUAUAUCUGUUAUGGGUAUUGAACAUAUCCCAGAGAAGAUUGUUAAUAGAAAAACAGCUCUUAUUGUAGCUGAGACCAGGUGGAUUUUCCGACUGAAUACUCUUAAUCCGUAUGGGUUAAAUGAGGAAUUGGAGCACAUUACUUAAUUUUGUUUUUUCUUUUUGAUUAAAUUUUUUAUGGUUCUGCUUUAACAGUGGGGGAUGGACCACAAGGGAUAUGAGGGAUGCAUUCAUUACUGUGUGUCCCUACCCCCUUUUUCCCCCUCUCCACCCCUGUUUAAGUAUAACUCAUUCAUUUAGAUCAUUUAUUUAUUUAUUGUUUCAAUUUGUGUUCAUUGAACAUAAGCUUUGAUUGUAUGUUAUGUGACUUCCCUAAAAAGCUUUUUAUAUGUAACAUAUUGGUAUUUAUCAGCCCCUAAACAAUUGUUAAAUAGAGAGAAUGAUAAUGCCUAUUGGUUGAUGAUUUAUAUUUAAUAAUAUUAUUUGGAUGUUUACUCUAUAAAAAUUAUAAAUAAAUGCACACCUUAGGCGAUCCGCCUUCUACAAAUUGACUCUUAAUUUUUAUUAUUGUCUAAUUGAAUGACCACUCCUUUAGGAAUAGGGUAUAUAUACCCAGUCUGUGGACAACAGAUCUUUGUCUUGAUAAAGUCCCUCAUAGGGGACGAAACGCGUAGACGAUCUGUUUUUCCGUCUCCUUUGAUUUUCUACCCGACUUCAUUUACGGUUCGGGAGGGAUUUUCGGCAGCUGUUUAAUUCAGUCUCACACAUCCUGUCUCGUGGUAGGGAGUUGGCGUGCUCCCUUCACCUUACACGGAAGUAGGGUGAAUAGGGUAAGUUGCUUUUGGUUUAAUCCCUAGGUUUUUAACACUAGGAGACUAUCCAUUGCGGCACCCCUCACCUUUACCUAGUAGUUUGGCGGGUUUAUGAGCUCCCUCCCCCAUGAACUAUAUAUGUGUUUGAGGUCUGAUAUUCAUUUUUGGACAUUUUUUUGAUGUUUUAUUAUUUGAUGUGCACAAUCUCUUUUUAAAUUUUUUUCCUUUUGAUACAUAAUCCAUAUUAGUGUUGGGGGCCCCACACUAUGUAUCUUUGAACUUUGGUUUGGACACAUCCUUAUGAACUUUUUUAUAUUUUGAUUUAUAAGGAUUUUUUCAUGGUUCUUAUGAUUUGUUUAUUUUUAUAUGAAUAAAUAUUUUGUGUAUAUGUACAUUUUUAUCUUAUUCUACAGCUGCUGCUUUGGAGUGUAAUUUUUCUAGUGGUCAUAUUUUAUUUGGAGCGCUCACAUACCCUUGUUGGUUUAUAUUUUAUUUGGUUGUUUAGUCGCUCUUUUAUAUGUGACGCAGCCCUGCUUAUUAUUGUGUAUAGAGUUUUUGUAUACUUCAAUUCAGAUUAUUUUGAUGUUUAUUGUAUUGGUAAUCUUUUUUGAUGUAACAAUGUUGAGAUUGUCUUCUUAUCUAGUAUCGGAUCCAGUACACUGUUAAAGUCCCCAGCCACCAAACAUGUGCCUAUUUUAAUAGAUUCUAUUAAACUUAAAACCUUUUUUAAGGUUGGAGCAGGAAAAUCAUUGGGAAGAUAUAUAUUAGUCAAUGUAUAUGGUAUCUCAUUUAAUUUACAGCAGACUAUUACAUAUCUGCCUUCCUUAUCUUUAAUUUGAUGUAUUAUAUCCACUUUUAGUGUGUGGGAAAAAAAGUAUUGCUACUCCUCUUUUUUUUUUUUUUCCACUUAAUGAAGCAUAUAUCACUGUGGGAAAUUUUAAACCACCCCAGCUUUGAUUAUCUAUAUCUGACCAGUGGGUUUCUUGAAAGAAGCCCACUUCCACUUUAUUUCUCAACAUAUAGUCAUAUAUUAGAGAUUUCUUAAUUGGAGAAUUAAGGCCCUGAACAUUAACCGAAAUCAUCUUUACCAUUUUAACUCAAAAAAAACCAUUGUUACCACUGACCCCAAGAGAGCUGCAAUGCAUUCACACAAAACACAAAUGGUCCAUUGGACAUAGACCCACAAAAGCCUUAUGGGAAAGACACCCAGUCUGGCCCAACACAGCCUGGCUCCCGAGUGGUUGUCUCUCAACUCACCACUCAGGGGCCAUCUGUGUCCUCGUGAGAUGGUAUUAUAGAUUACCAUAUCACGGUAUUUGUGUCAACACAGAAAGAUGACACUUGGUGGGGCAAUAUAGAAGGGAGCGCCCGAAAAUCAUACUCCUUAUUUUAAAAAAACUCUCUACUAUCUCAUAUAAAUACCUUAAAAAAAUAAAUAAAAAAAAUAAAAAAAAAAACACACUUAUUUACAACCUACGACUCUUAACAAUAUAGAUAUCUGGUCUUUAGCAAUUUAUAAACAUUCCUUAUUUUGUGAAAUCCGUGCAAUUAUUUAUAAUGUGCGUUCCAUGCGUCUUAUUCAAAUUGUUAUUACCACCAAACCAGUUAUGUAUUUUCAAACAAUAUAUACAGUCUCUAUCUCUUAACUGUAUUAAAUCCAACCAUAUAUCCCAAAUCCAACCGUGAAUAUAAAUAUAAAUAUAUAUAUAUAUAUAUAUAUAUAUAUAUAUAUAUAAAUCAUUAACAGUUUAUACUGUGUAUACGAAUCGAUCUAUCCUUUAUAUUAAUUCUUUCCGUGUCUUAUUCAAAUUACCAGUAUUUCCAUAACCUUUAUAAAUUUCUAAUUCUGUGUGUAAAUAUUACAUUUUUUUACAGUGUUAAGCUACCAAUUUUAUAGAUUUACGCACUCUAUGUGAUUAUUUUAUCCUUUAGAGUACUAACUCUUACCAUCCUUCUCAAACGUGUACUAAUAAUAAACCCACCAUUCACUUAUCAUUAACACUUAUUCUUUAACUUUAUCUUUCUCCAUGCUUUCAUAGUAUUUAUUAAUUCUUAAAGACCCAGCCUCACCCUAACAAAAAAAAAAAAAGAAUUAUUUUAAUUGUCCUUUUUCAUCCAGACAACUGCAAAUCCUCUUCGGUUUUUAGUUAUUGUCCCGAAUUAUAUGACGUCCACUAUUGAUUGCUCUUCCAUCCAUUUUCUCAAGGCAUCCGGAGUAAUGAAUUUUUCAUUUUUUCCUCUCCAAAAGAUCCUAAGGCAUUUAGGGAAUCCCCAUAUGUAUUUCACUUCUUUAGAUCUUAGUAUGGCUAGUUCCUGAGUAAAACUUUUUCGCCAUGCUCUUGUUUGGAAAGAUAGAUCCGGGAAAACCUUCAAGUUCUUAAAUCUCUCUUCUGUAACUGGCUUACUUCUCAGAGAACUCAUUAUUUGAUUUUUAAUAAAGAAAGAUUGAAAUUUAACUAUUACAUCUCUCGGUAAUGAUUCAGCCACAUUUCUGGGUCUGGGUAACCUGUGAUAUCUUUCUAAUUCUGAGUCUUGUAAACCAGCUUGAGAUAGUACUGUUUCAAAGUAUUCCAUUAAAAAAAUUUCCAAUGUUGAUUCGUUAAUAUGUUCAGGAAUAUUACGGAUUCUUAUGUUAGUUCUCCUGGAACGAUCUUCCAAGUCGUUUAUUUUAUCCUCUAAUGAUUCUACCUUGGAUUGCAGGUCUGUCAUUAAUAACUCUGUAUGUACAUUUUUAAGAUCUGUUUGGAUCAUCUUAGACUCUAUAGAUUCCAAUUGUACUUUCAUAUUUCUUAUCUCUUGUUUUAAAUCUAAUGAUCCUUUUUGGAUGUCUUCUUUAAUAUUGUCCUGUAAUUUAUCCAGGUAAUUAAUUAGAGUCUCUUCAGUUAGAGGUUUACCAGCCUGUGCAACAUGAGAGGGAUUAGAGUUAGGUUUGGGGGGAGGGGAAUUAUCCUGAUUUUCAAGAUUCAAUUGAGAUUUAUUUGGAGGAGGGGAGAAAUAACCUGAUAACCUUUUAUCAGUGAUGUUAUCUUUUUUUUCUUUCCUCCUGUGGCUUUCUAGUUGCCAUUUUGUUUCUCUAAAAAAAAAUAAAAAAAAUCUUCUUUUCUUUUGUUAUUCUCCUUUUCCUUCUUUCUUUCUAUUUUUCUUUCCUUUGCUUUCCCCCUCUUGACUCUUGUUUCACUUUUCUCUUUUUUCCUCCUUUUCCUUCCUCUUUCUUAGGAAACUCUCUUUUCUUACUUUUUUUUUUUCUUUAUCUCCCUUCUUUCCCUUUUCCUUCCUUCUUUCUCUUUUCUUUUCUCUUUCUCUUUUCAGGCAGCAAAACUUUAAGUCAUAAUUCUCAGUAUUUAUAAACCUGUUACACUUAUUUUCUCUUUUUUUUUUUUUUCUCUUUGGGGAAAAUCACCCCUCCAUUUCCUCCAUUUCCUCCUCUCCUGGUGUUUUAUAAAACAAUAUUCUUCUAAUUUCUGUUUUCUAUCCUCCUCACCCCCCUUCUCUCUUUCACUCUCUCAAUGCCAUAAUUUCUUGGUCUUUAAUAAUAUCGAUAAAGCAUGUAGCAGACUUAUCUUUGUAGCCACUAUUUUCUCUCCUCGCCAGAUCUCCCCUGCGUCUCUGCUCGAGGGCUCCGGAUGCCACUCAAUUUUCGCCGGGCUGAAGAGAGAACCCGAUAGUCUCGCCUCAGAUGUCGGAUGUCGUCGGCUAAAUCACCCCCUCGAACCGCCAAAAAAACACCGCCGGGCGCCCUUCCACUACAUCGCCCCUCCUCUCACGUAGACACGCACCCGCCUACGUCAUCACCAAAAAAAAAGGGAACUGACCAGUACUGUCCAUUUCUACAUGAUACAGUUUCUAAAAGCAAAAUUAAAUGUACAAAAUGAAAUAAAAACAAAAAUUAACACAGGUGACUAUAUAAGAGGAGUAGGUAAAGCAAUAUAAAAAAUCACUGUCUAAAGGGACACUCCUCAUUAAGUCAUUGUGGGAAUAACACAAUAAAGCUCUGAUCUCUUCAGAGUAUCUGUUUGAGAACAACUAGGCAGAGGCAUGUAAUGCAUUGAAUAGCCUGGACCUUAGGUGAGAAACUGAGUGCCACUGGCCAUUAUGAACAAAACAUCUAGCAACAGUAUUCUGCGUUUUCCUAGUUUGUAUCAAGCUUUUAUGUUCACCUUUGCACACAGUCAGGGCUGGGUUGGGGAUCAAUGGCAUAGACUGCAUGGACAUUUUAACAAGUCAAUCACUUGUCAGAUUGGCAAUUAGGAAACUCCCUAAUUGCAAACUGCUUGCCAGCCCUUGGAUGAGUGAACUGUGCGCUGCUUGCAAUAUUGUUAAAUGCAAAAGAAUAAUAAGCGCUCUCUUCUCAGGGGUGAGCUGCAGUUCACCAACAAGGUGUUCCUCUACCUUGUGAUAAAUGGACAGAUAAAAUAGAAAGGUGAACAGCGCUAAAAAUCAGAAAAUGUACAUACGUUUUGUAGAAAUACUGGCCAGCAGAGUAACUUAAAAAAAGAGAGAAACAAAAAUACAAAUAAUGGUACAGUAUGUAUGAACGAUAUAAUUCCACAAGAACAAAGGUGUUAUAUUCACACUCACACUUUGAGGAGCUAUAUCAGCUCGGUGUUAAGAGCCUGGACGGAAUAAUCCCCGUCUAUGGAUUUCUUGAGGUUCAAGACCAUUGGUGAAUUUAUAGGUGUAAAUAUUCGUUACAUGAAAAACAAGAGUAAAAUACACCACAUGGUAUAGUACGUAAAUAUAAAAUAUUGGAAAAAAAAAGUGGAUGAUCCUACUUACAUAUACUAGAGCAACGACCUGCUCUAGUUUGGAGAAUUUCAGGUGGAAUAAUCCCCACCUUGGGAUAUAGUGGACCCAGGUAUAGCAGCAAAGCAGUAUUGGAUAGAAAGGAGAACAAAAGGAAUGACUGGAUAGUUUAAAAAAUAUAUAUACUUUAAUACAAUAAGUAAAAAGUGAAUAAUAAACUAUAAAACCAGUCCUGUAUAAAAGUCCAAAAAUUCUUCCUCACUUGACGCGUUUCGCCGAAGCUUUCUCAAAAGUGAAUGCUAUCUAUGCUAUCUUGCUGAAAACAGGAAAUGGGGAAAUAUGCACAGCAGAAUCGAUUUUCAUCAUCAGAGAAGGUAUAUAAUCUCAAGGACCCCAAGCAGCAAGCAUUCACUUUUGAGAAAGCUUCGACGAAACGCGUCAAGUGAGGAAGAAUUUUAUAUGCAGACUUCUGCAUUUUGCUUGCCAAUGAACAGUGGUGAACUAAGUUACAGAUCUUCUCCCAUACGGUGUCCAAGGCCACCUUCCAGCAGCCAAUAAAUGAUGGAGUAGGGAAAUUGUGGUUUAUCUUUUUAUUACUUAAGUGUAUUUACUGUAGUAUUGACUGUUCAUGCACAGUCUGCCCUCCAUAGUAAUAUUUAUUUUUUAUAUAAAUGAAUGUCCUCUGUUUCCUCUCAUUCCACUGCCUGCCCCCACUAAACUCAGCUCAUUGAGCAGUAAGCCCUUUUCAAGGUUGUCAAUCUGCCUCAGUGUUGCACUUAAACAGAUCUCCAACCUGAGCUUCCAGGUAAGCCACACACUCACAUUUGCCACAGUUGAAUGUACCAUGGGAAGACUCUUCCAGGCAUGUAUACAUACAGCAGACAGUUCACUAACACUUAUACUUACACCACUAAAACAACUACCUCCCUGUAAAAUAAAGUCUUUACCUAUCCUCCCUCACCCUAACAAUAGUGAGUAAAUGAAUAACCCCCAAAAUAGUUUGCCCCUUCUGUUUCAUUAACCUAGGACAGGAUAGGUUAAUGAAAAAGCAAGGGCAAACUAUGAUUCCUUAUUUAUGGUGGCCCAAUAGAUAGACAUGUUUUGAAUGUCUCUGUGGAAUGGAGAUGAAACAUCAAACAUGAGCUUUGGGUGGCCAAGGGAAAUUUUAAAAUGUGAUUUAUUGGUUAUCAGAUUUGGCUAGAGUAUCCUCAACCAGGUGAGUGGCAGCGACCUAACAAAGGCAAAGACAGAGGAAUAGGAAGAGGCAUAUUACCAGAUCUUAGAGUGACCUGGCUAACAAAGAUAGAACUAUGAAAUAACAGGACUAAGAGAACACUAGAGACCAGAAGAGGUACAAAAUAUAAAAAUACAAAAUAUAUGUUAUUAAAUACAGGCAGGUAAGAAGAGCUUUGAAAGUUGUAGUAAAGACAGAAAAGGGUCAGGAGCAUGAAGAAGAGUAAUGCUGGGAAACCACAACAGGGCAAUGAGGAAAGGCAAGAAAGGAGUUUAAAUAAGUCUCCUUUAAAUCUGAUUGGCCGUACCCGGCCUCUGACCCCAGAACAUGCGUGCGUGUCCUUUGCGUGAUGUCACACACAUGUUGACGUCGUCAAUACUGUGGGUGGACGUGGGGUUAUAAAUUGGUAUGGGUCCGCAGCAGCCAUCGGCUUUCAAUAUGCCGCAGGAGUCAGACACACCGGCACAGGGCUGCCAACCAGCAUCUCCACCAAUGCCCGGAAGGUAGUUAUCCCCAGAGGCACCACAAGGUGAGGAUGAACAUUUGACAAUAAGCAAUCAGUUAAGUUUAUGCAACCUUCUGGAACAUCCUAGGAGAGCAACCUUCACAAUUACAUAUGAUGAACAAAGUGUGAAGGCAGAACGUGAGGGACAGGGGUUCAAGUCCCACCAGGGCCAGUCAGAGGGCAUUGUGUUUCCUGACAUUGAUCUUAAGUAGUUCCUAUAUGCCAGAAGCCAAGGCAAAUGCCAUUUUUGCGCAAUGGUUACAUCGACCAUGGCUUCAUGAUGCUCUUUACUGUCUUUUUGUUUUUCAGGCUUGGGUCUCGCCACUUAACUUUGAUGUCAUUCUCAUUCCUAUUGCAUGAGGCCUGAGCAUAGUACACAACUGACUUCCAAAGGAAUUGUUUCUCUUUGAUUGGUGUGCUUUUUACAAACUUGCCAAAAAGUUUUGAUUAGUGUUGACACACCCCAUCUAUUUAUGCAAAAAGCUUCAAAGACAGGGCAUCGUAUUUAAGUUUGCAUUCUUAAUCUUUUUUUUUCCUUUUCCUCACAAGAAGACCCAGACAAAAGAGGACAUGCAUCUGUCUUUCACAUCAUGAAGUUUUGCAGUGUUUAUAAGUUUCAGCACUUUUAAAACGACAUACUUGGGUAAAAUCUGUGAAUUGUUCACAUGAAAAUUACAGACAUUUCAUCCAAGUGUCAGAAGUGAUCAAAAUGAUAGCAAAAGCUAUGUAUUUGUUACAGAACAAAAAUUGCAACACAAGAAAUUAUUUCUAAAUUACUUUGAUUUUAGUACAUAAACUAUUUGCAACUCUAAAUACUGAGCAAUAUUUAAAAAUACAUUCAAAAUGAACAUUUAGAAAUUGCUCACAGAUCUAAAUCACUGUUUUUAUAUCAUUGUCACUGCUAGUAUGAAAACGUUAACAACCACUGCACCGAAGACAACCACCUCCAUGAUAUAAAGUCUACCUCCAAGACAACUACCUCCUUAACAAAAUUGUUGACUGGGCUUCUUGCAUAAUUUGAUGACAGACAGUGAAAUUGGUGCUGGGGGUCAGUUGGCCAUGGGGGACAGGGAAAGGUGAGAUUUACUUACCAAAACUUAUCCCUCACAGUCCCAUCCAUCCUUUUCCAUCUGCUCUUCUCUUCUUCAUAUCCUCUCAGCAUCUUUUAGAUCUAUGAAGAAUUCUACAAGGAUUCAUAAAAAGAGCUUUAUUUCUCAACAUUCGCUACUCGUGAAUGCUGGGAGGAAAUGAUAAGCUUUACAGAAGUAGCUCUGCCUUUUUGUCAAGUGUAGGAAAAAAAAGUGAGACAAAGUAGUCCCCCUUUUGUCUUAGUAAAUAUUUUGACUGGGUUGUAAUUUCACUGAAAUUACAACAGUCAACCUGAAUGUUUCAUAAAGAUUCAAUCUUUGUGAAAUACUCAUUUGUGAUAUGGAGGAAACAGAACUGAUUUAAAUAAAUUUAUGGAAAUAAAAUGUUAGUGAUAAUAUGUCUAAUAUGUCCUCUAGGAGUGCUUAUGCUUCAGAAAUUAAUUUUCUGUUUAGGUAUGCAUUUCCUAAGUAAGAAUUUGUUAUAACCGUGCUUUGAAAACUGAAGCCAAACAUUUUAAUUGCUUUAAUGGAAAUCCUGAUUGUAAAUCCUCUGGCUAUUAUCCAAAAACUCAAGAAACCUUUUUAAAUGCUGUCCAAGAUAUACAAAAUAAAUAGCCCAAGGUCAUGGAAUGGAAAAGUUUCUACACAGUAUUUGGCAGAGAUACUAACUUUUUUAAAUAUAAAAAGCCCUUGUGAUGUUCAUGAUUAUUUUAAUGAAAUUUCUUUGCAAAGGACAUUGGAGAGUAAAAGGUACUAAACAAACACUUACUUACAUAUUUUUUUUAUAAAGCAGAAACUAUUCAUAGAGAAUGUUAAAUAUAUUUUGUUUAUUUUUUUAUUUUUUUUAAAAAGGAUAGUCCAGGAACAUUCUAAUUACUGUUAUAUAUUGUUUAGCCAAAACUAUUAACCAUAGAAUUUUGUUAAGUUUACUUUUUUGUCUUGUUUACUUCAAGGUGUGUUGAAAAAUGGCCCAUGAGCAGCUCAAUGACAAUGCUAAUCCAACUCUGUUUAACCAUAAAGGAAUAUAUUUUAACACUGGA